AUGAAGGGCGGCCGGAACUGGCUGAUAGGUUCCGCACUCGUCUCAACACUUAUUUAUUUAUCCAUUGCACAGGUUAGUUUUUUCGAAAUUUCAAUUUUUAUUUAUUUUCUGGUUUUUUUGUCUAUGUAUUUUUUUAUCUGAAAAUAUUUUUUUGAAUUUUUUCCUUGCUCAUUUAAAUUUGUGUCUUCUCUGUAUCUUUCUUAAUUAUGCCAUCAAAACAUAUUCUGCUAACAUUAAAAUUUAAUUAAUUAAAAUAUUCAAGUUAUAUUGUCAGUCCGAAAUUUUGUGACCCUUGUAAGACCGAUAUGGCCUAGAAAACCAAAUAUUUUCUCUGUCAAUAUAAAAAAUUAAAGAAACCGCGAAGUCUACUGUAUUUUGGUUUUCUCUUCCACAGCUCUUAUUUUUUCGGUUUGACAAUAUUUGUUUGUAAAUUCAAAAUAAUACGCUGAUUUCUGCAUUGGCUCUAAUUUCUACAAAUGUUUCUAGAUUUUUUACUCGUAUUUAUUUUCCUGCUCUUUUAUUUUUUUCUGUAUUUUUUUUAAUUUUUCAUGUAUUUAUUGAGAAUUUACUGAUUCCUAAAAUUUCAAUUCAUUUUUAAUUCUUGAAAAAUCUGUCUUGAAAUAAUUUCAACAUUUUACGGUAAAGUUAUUUUGUCCUACUCUAUUCUCUUGUGCUUUUUUUUUUUGCUAAUUCCAGUUCUGUUAUUUUUCACAAAUUUUAAAUCUAUUUUUGGUCGCAAAUUAUUUUCUUUUCCACAUAUUUUUUUCUCCUCUCAAGAAUUAAUUUUGGAAUUUUUCAAAAAUCUAAACAAAUUAAACUAAUUCAGAUUUUAAAAAUUAAAAACUACUAGGGGCCGUUAGCCUCCAAGCGGAACAGGCUCUUUUGUUAAGACAUCUUUUUUUCUCCCAUCAGAAAUUUUGUUCCCAUUCAUUGAGCAUGGAAUGAAAUUUUUUACGGCUGAAAAAGAGAAUCUGGUUUUUGAAGUCACUCCAAAUUUCCGAUAUCCUCAGCCAACAUAUUUUUUAUUUUUUUUAAAUUUAUUUUUAUAUUUAACUACAAAACUCAGACUCUCAUCUUCAGCCACUGAAAUCCACUCACAAAAAACUGUUCUUAUUUUUAAAAAUUACAUUUCAUAAUCCUAAAAAAAGUUAAUAAAAAAGCAUUUUGUUUGAACAGUACUCAAUAAAUGCUCAUUAAAUGAAUUGCAAUCAAUUUAAGCCUGAAAUCUUGAAAUUUGGCUCGAUAAUGAUUCAUUUGUAAAACUGGAAGAGAUUUCAGAUUUACAAAUUUUGACCCAAAAAUUUUAUCAAAAAGGUAGAUAAAUAAGAAAAAUGAACGUACAGAAAUUGAGGAUAAUAAAUUUAAAGAAGAAGCCGCUGCAUAAAAAAUAAUAUAUUUUCAUAUACAUAAAAAAAGUUUAUUGAUCGAGUCAAAAAGUAGUGAAGUUUUUAAUAUAUUCAUUAUUUGUCCCUUGAAUUGACAAUUUCUAAAACUAUAAUAUAUUUUUGAUUAUAUUUUUUUCUUAUUCUAUUUUCUGAUUUCUGAUCUCUAGGUAAAUAGUUCUAAAAAAAUUUUUAAAUUCAGUUUUCCUAAUUUCAUUUUUUUCUCGAAUUACUGUGAAAUGUAUCUUAUUUAUCAAUUUCAUAUAUCAAAAAGUUCUGAAUUUUAAAAAUUCUUCGAAGCUGUAAUUUUUGGAAAACAAUAAAAAUUUUUCAGGAAUUACUUCCUUCAACCGAAGUAGAAACCCUUGCACAAGACUUACAAAUACAAGAAUGGAUGCGAACUUUGAGACGUGUCAAACGUUCGCCAACAAGAAGUAGGUUUCAUUUUCCUUUUUCAAAAAUUCUCAUUCUUUUUUCAUGCUUCUUUAUUUCUUUCUAUCUAUUUUUGAAACUUCUCACUAAAUUUCAAUCAAAUACAGGUUAUCUCAAAGAAUGUUGCACUGUUCGCGCGUCUUCGCAGCGGAAACUGCCAGGUGAUUAGAGAAAAUCAUCGAUGAAGGGAAGAGAACAUUUUGAAGUUGUAAACAAUAUUUGAGUAAAAUAUUUGAAAAUUCACAAAAUUUGCUAAUUUUUAAAUAUUUAUCAAAAAAAAAAUCAGAGAACUUGAAAUUUUAUUGAAAAAUAGAUACAUGAAUCUAAAUUCUAGCAAUAUUGUUCAUAUAAUUUUUCUCAGCCCUUCUCGAACCUUCGAUGAUCUUCAACCACUAAUUUACCAUUUCUUCAAAAUUAUAGACGUGCAACCGAUUCUCGUUGUUUUACCGGGUUUCGAUCCAGCUCGCGCUCCUCCCUAUUUCCACAAUCUAAUGUUUCCGGAACCAUUGAAACGGCGUCGUGCAAAACGAGCCAGAUUCUGUCCAAUUCUGGGUAUCUCUGAUCUGCGCUUUACUUCUAUCUCUAUCUUGCUUGCAUGUUUUUGGGGCCGCAAAAAGAAUGAGUCUUUGAGAAAAAUAUCAUUUUUAUUGUCUUGUAUAGUUUCCAAAAAAAUUGAGAAACACAUUUCUGCUUUUUGAAAAAAAUGACACGAGUUCAAUGUUUCAAAAAAACAGGCACUCGACCAGAACCAGUCGUUGUUGGAAGAAACGGAACUGGUAAAUGUGUCGUGUCUGCUGAUCGAGCUUCGCAUUUUUGCGGAAUGGAAGAAGAAGGUGACAAACAAUGUUGUAUUGUUAACCUAUUGUGUAUUGGUCCUAACUUUCAAACUCAUAUUUUGAAACUAACCAAAAACUAAAACUUAGAAAAAUGUUUUUUGAAACCAAAAUUGCAUGGUUGUUGUUAUUUUUAUUUGAUCAAGAUUUCUAUUUCAAAAAAUAAUCGAUUAAUUUUUAGUGUCAACACCUCCAAUUGCUCCACCAGAUGAAGGUAGAUGUAAAGUAUCAAAGGUAAAAUUUAGAAGAGAUAUAGAGAAAAAUAAACAAAUCCGUACAUUUUCAGCAGUCUGGACGAGAAGUAUGCUUCCCUUCAUAUUCUGAACUCGAUACAACAUGUACUGAUGUUACGGGACAAUCUCCAGGCGCUUUAGUUGUUCCACCAGCAGUUGCUCAUGCAACGUAAGUUAGGCGAUAAAAAAAAUAUCGCACGAUUCUUUUGAAUAAAAAAAUCUUCAGUGUUCGAGCGAUGGCUUUUGUUCCACCGGACAAUCUUCGACGAUUGAUCAUCCAAUAUUAUCGACAACAAGGAAAACAUCUUCCGAAAAAUGCCACUUUUUCACCAAGGUUGGUUAAGUUUGAAAAUAGAGUUUGGAUAACUUCAGCUUUUGUUUUUCAAAAGGUUCAAGAAUUGUUGAACGUACGUAUAGAAUUGAUAAAUUCCAUAAAUUUUCUGAUACGUUUGAGAAAAAAUUGUUCUUAUAGUUUAGGUUUUUCGAGUCUAGUGAUUGUAAUAUUCAAAAGAUGCCGUACCUUCAAAGUUCUAUCAGAUCUGAGAUUUUGCCAAUGAAAUACCUCCAAUUACAGAUCAUUUCUAUUUGUCAAAUAUCAAUGCGAAUCUGGUUAUCAAUUGGUAGACGAAAUCGAUACAAUGUAUUGUCAAGACAAAACCUGGGUACAAACAAAGCCAGAAUGUCGUGGAACUGGCGCUUGUGCAGAUAAUAACGGUGGAUGUAGUCAUACUUGUCAAUCACCAAAUGGUGAUGACGUUGUAUGUAGUUGUCCACGUGGAAUGACUUUAGAUGACAAUUUGAAAAACUGUAUUAGUAAGUAUAAAAUGGAAAUAAAAAUAAUACUAAUUUUUGAAUUGUUUUUAGAGCCUGUUCCAAAACAAUUAUGUCGAUCGAUUGCUGGAUGUAGCUGUAGUGCAAUUUCGGAGAAUUCACAAUAUGCAUGUUCGUGUCCUAAUAAACAGAAAUGUUUAUUGUUAGCCGGAGAGCCAAAAAUCUAUAUCGAACCACAAGGUCCAUAUAAUGUUGGUCCUGGUGGAAAUAUUAAUAUAACAUGUUCAGCAGUUGCAUAUCCUUUUCCUGAGAUUUAUUGGAUGAAGUGAGUUGUUUAUAAAUAAACUGGAAACACUCAAAUAAAUUUUCACUUUUUAGGAAUGGUGAAAUCUUAUCACAAAAUCAUAAUAGUGCUUCGCAAUUGAGAUCUGACCAAGUUCUGAUUGUUAAAGAAAUAUUCGCAAACUCCGAAUUUGUCUGUCGAGCAAAUAAUAGUCGCGGUUCAGUUGAACGACCAAUUUCUGUUGUUGUGACAGGACCAGGUUCAGCUCCAGUAAUCAAGAAUGCGAAAAAUGGAAGAUCGACUAUUUCUAUUCGUUGGGAUAUGCCAGCAAUUAUUAAUCGACCAGUCACUUCUUACACUUUAUAUUAUACAAAUAACGAAGAUCUUCCCAUUAAAAACUGGAAAACGAUUGAGAUCAAAGAACCAAUUAGAGAAGCCGAAAUUCCUGGAUUAAGAUCUGAUACUGUUUAUAGUAUUAGAUUACGGGCGAAUGACAAUUUGGGAGGAGGAAAAAUUGGAAAUAUCAUGCGGAUAAGUACUUUGAAACCAGCACAAAGACCAGUUAUCCAUAUUGUGGAAGGAGAAGAACUUCGUGUUCCACCGAUGACACCAUUUGAAAUUAGUUGUAAUGUUACAAAAGCUGACCCAACACCAAGAAUGACAUGGUUACACAAGUAAGUAUUUUUAUAGAUAAAUUUCCACUUCCUUGAAGCUAAUUUACUAUUUUUUUCAGUAAUCGUGCUCUCAACAAUGGAGAUAAAAGUGUUCAUAUGAAAAUGAAAAACGGUGGUAUAAUUGAAAGUACAUCAUUCUCUUGUAUCGCUGACAACGAAGCUGGAAAAACCACAAGAACUAUCAAUAUCACAGUAACUGGUAAGCUUCAUCUAAAUACCGAGUAAAAUAUUUUCUAAUUCUCAAAUAUUUUCUCAGGACCAAGUGUGCCGGAACGUAUAAGAUAUCAAAUUGAUGGUGACAAAGUGAUCUUGCAAUGGGAACAACCACAAAUCACCAAUGGUCCGAUGGCUGGCUACGAUGUUUUGUACACCGAUGAUCCAACACUUCCACGUGAUCAAUGGCAAGUUCAUCAUAUUGAUGAUCCAAAUGCUCGAACAACAACAGUUCCACGUCUCAAUGAAAAAACACCGUACACUUUUGUUAUUGUUGGUAGAAAUCGAUUAGGUACGGGUUUGCCGAGUGCACCAUUUACUGCUACAACUUGGCUUGCCGCCAAGCCGCCAGUUGUGCAAAUGGAACCAGAAGAGGAGAUUCAAAAAUCACCAAGCAACGAUGAAAUGGUUAUUGAAUGUGAAGUUCAAGGAGUGCCGAAACCAACUAUUUUCUGGUUGUUUAGCGGUGAUUUGGUUGAUGAUGGAAAGAAUGGAUUCCGAAUUUAUGAUAUUACUCCGGAAGGUGCACAAGAUCGAACUAGACAGAAACUUGUAGCUCAGAGCACAUCUAGAAGUGGUAUUUUAACAUGUCAAGUGAGUUCAAUUCAGAAAUCGUUUACAAAAAAUAAAAAUCUUGAAUUUACCAAAACAUUGUUCAGGGAAUCAACAAAGAAGGAUCAGAUGAGAAACGAGUUCCGAUAAAAAUUCUUGGCCCAGGAAGUCCUCCACUUCAAAUCACACCAACACCAAUACACACAGGUUUUGAUGUUUCUUGGCAACCACCAAAAGUUCCAAAUGGUGUUAUUCAAAACUAUGUGGUUUAUUAUUCAAAAGAUCCAGAUGCACCAUUAUCGGAAUGGGAAUCUAAAACUGUUCCAGCUGAUAGCAGGUUUGUUUCUAAAUAUAUAUUAGAUUUAUUAAGUUUGAUGUUUUUUAGAACUUUGACUGUGAACGUUGAUGAUGAGGACACUCCAUAUGUUGUGAAAGUUCAAGCCACAACUGAUGAUGGUCCAGGAAUAAUUUCAGAAGCCUAUGAAGUUACCACUGGAAGAAAACGUUAGUUUCCUCGGAAAGAACAAGCCAAAACAUUAAUUUCAUUUUAGAAAUUCCAUUGAAUGUGAAACUCGAAGUUACCGAUCCUGUUAUUGAUCCAUCAACCGGAGAAACAAUCGUUGAACCAAAUCACCCGAUUCAUUUCCGAUGUGUGGCUGAUGGCCGCCCAAUGCCAAGUGUUUCAUAUUCAUGGCUACCAAUAAAUGGCUCUGAAAGUGGAGAUGUGAGUUUUUAAAUCUAGAAAACUCAAUAAAAAUUUGAACUCUGAUUCAGGAACCUGUACCAAUUCCAAUUGAUGCUGAUGCUGAUCAACCUCAUCAUUAUAAUUCGAUUCAAGUUUAUUCAACAACUGCCACAAAACGAGUUUUACUUUGUCAAGCAAGAAAUUCAGAUGGAAGUGUUGAAGAUAGACAUACAUUCAUUGUUAAUAGUAAGAUCUAUCAAAUUUUUACAAAAAUCGAAAUUCAGAACUUGGGUCACAAAUUCCAAGAAUAUUUGUAUUUUUCAGAACCUGGAAGUGCCCCACAAAAUGUUGAUGUUAUAGUUGAUCCAGACAAUCGGGUUACUGUAACCUGGGAACCACCAAAGUAUCCAAAUGGAGAAAUAACGGUUUGAUAGAUUUGCAUAGUCUAAUUCAAAAAGUGUUCAUUUUCAGAAAUAUAAUGUCUAUAUCACCGGAGAUCCAUCAUUGCCAGUUGAUCAAUGGCAAGUUUAUCCAGUCGAUGAUGUUAGCGAUCCAAAAUUGAUUCUGGGAAGAGGAACUCUUCAACCAGAAACACCAUAUUAUGUGAAAAUCGCUGCUGUUAAUCCAAAUGGCGAGGGAAUUCACACAGAUCCAAAACAUUUCGAUACAGUCAGUGGAGCACCCAUCGAUUCACCAGCUGAUAUUCUUCCAACAGUUGAUAUUGAUAAUACAGUUAAUAUCACCUGGUCACCUCCACGUCAACCUCUUGGUCCAAUCAGAAGUUAUACAGUUUAUUAUGCACCGGAGAGUGAGGAUGAUGAUUAUAAAAAUUGGCAACGAAUUUCUGUUGACGCUGACGAUUCUGAUGGAGGUGAAACUGUGAUUCCCAAAGAACUUUUGAGCCCAAAUACUCCUUACAAAAUCCGGAUAUCUGCCACAAAUGAUUUAUCCGAAGGACCAGCUUCUGAACCUGUUCGCUUUGAAACUGGAAGCGGUGAAAUUCAACCAACGAUCACAUUAGAACCCAACAAUUCCACGUUCUAUGUUGAUCCACUUGGGGGAGUUACUAUAACUUGUACAGCAUCUGGAGUUCCGCAACCAACAGUUCAUUGGGUCAAACAAGAUGGAGAAAUUGUUGAUGGUUCGAAUCUUGUGAUUUAUGAUGUUGUUAGAGAUACAAGUGCUACUUGUAUUGCCGAAAACAAUGCUGGAAAAGCCCAAGAAGUUGUUCAAAUAUUAGUAAAUGGUCCGGGAACUGCACCAAAUGAGAUUGUUCUACUUCCAAUGCCAAAUCAAGAAGUAAAUAUCGAAUGGACAACGCCUGAUGAAGUUAAUGGACAAAUCACAAAUUAUAUUAUUCAUUAUGGAGAGAUUCCAGAAAGUAAGUUUGUACAAUAACUUUCAAGACAGAACUAUUUUGAAUUAUACUAACUUUAAUUAUUCUUAAUUCAAUUUGAUUUUUAGAUGAAACUGAACCAACUUCAUGGGAAACUGUUACUAUUGGAAGAGAUGACGUAAAUCAUAAACUUGCAAAUCUGGAUCCAAAAACUAAAUUUGCUGUUCGUGUUCAAGCAAUCAGUGAUCGUGGACCGGGUGUGAUAUCUGCACCACAAGUUAUAACAACUUUACCAUUAGGUAUUCAAAAUAUUUGUGACAGAACACAUAUUUUUUCUUACAGCUCCGAAAAAGGUGGAAAAUCCGACUAUAGAAGUGUAUCCCAAUAAUUCGAUCAAGAUUGAGUUUGAACCACCUGUUGAUCCGGAAAAUCCAGAAAGAAAAAUCAAAGAUUUUGUGAUUCAAUAUACCGAUGAAGAAAAUCCAGAUGAAGAUACACAAUGGAAGGAACUCAAGUUCACAGAUCCCAAUGAUUCGGAUGAUAUUUCGGUAAACUUUUUUAAUCUUCAAAAAUUUAAAAUUUUCCCCCGUUUCAGACUGUCAAUAUUGAUGGAGAGAAUUUCAAUCCAGAUACAAAAUACAAUGUUAGAAUUAUUUCGAGAGGAGAAAUCGAUUCACAACCAAGUGAUGUAACAUCUUUCGCUACAGGAGAUGGAGGUUUUUUUUUGAAAUACAAAAUUUGAAGCAAAAAAUUAUUUUUUUAGUUAUCGCUCCAAGUCAACCUGAAUUCAAUGUUCCAACUGAAGACGGUGUUAUUCGUGUUCCAGCUGGCACUGAUUAUACAAUCACUUGUAUCUCGGAAGGAUUCCCAGCUCCUGAACUCAAAUGGGUUGACUCGCAAGGAAACGUAAGCUUACAAUUUUUUUUUUCCGAAAAAAAAAUCAAAAAAUAUUUUCAGCAACUUUCUGAUGGACCUGUUCUGAAAAUCAUUGAUAUUCGAAAAACAUUGGAUGCUAAAUGUAUUGCGGAGAAUCGAGGCGGUGUCAAAGAAACACCUCUGACCAUUUUUGUAGCAGGUAUGAUUUUUUUUUUGAAUUUUGGUUGGCAUUAAGCAAAAGUUUUUAGGUCCUGGAACCUCGCCAGAAAAUAUUCUUUUGACUGCAAAUAAGCCUGCAACAAUUACUGUCCAAUAUGAAGUUCCAAGUAUUCCAAACGGAAAUAUUACCAAAUAUAUCAUCUACUACACACCUUUGGAUGAUCAAGAUCCAGAUCAUCAAAUUGGUCAAGUUCAAACCAAACCAAUUAAUGAAUGGCAAAAUGUUCAUGAUACAAAUGAUGGAGUAUGUUAAAAUUCCUACAGUAAACUCUGUUAAUAUCAAAAUUUUCUUUAAGGCUGAAGGUCCACGAUUCGUCGAUAUCACUGAUUUCGUAAACACAGAUACUGCUUACGCAGUUGUUGUUCAAGCUAUAAACGAUGAUGGACCUGGUCCAUAUUCUAAUCAAUACACAAUUCGAACAAUGUCUCGUGCAAGAGAAGGUCCACCAGUUGAUUUGAGAGUUGAACCUGAUGGUCAACGAUCAGCUGUUGUCAAUUGGAAAGAACCUGUAACAUCUGAUGUGAAACCGAUUGGUUAUGAAAUCUAUUAUGUUCGGGGUGACAAGAAAGUUGAAGAAGACGAUUCAGCUGGUUUGAAUGACUGGUGAUUUGAAAUUAAUCAGAUGUAGUUAUGCCUAAUCUAUAUUUUUUCAGGAUCAAAAUUUCUAUCGACGAUCCCAGCAAACUGAGUCAUAAAAUUCAGAACCUUCUUCUCCCAGACACUGAUUAUGUUUUCAAAAUGAGAGCAAUUUAUCCAGAUGGACCGAGCAUUUUCUCUGAACCUUGCAUUAUGAAAACACUUCCAGACGGUAAGAUUUCUUCACAUAAAUAAUGAAAACAAUUCGAUUCAGGAAAUGCACCAUAUAUUCAAAUUUCAACUGGAGAUAAUGGCGUAGAAGGAAGUACAACUAUUCAAAUUCUUCCCGGUUCACAGAUGACUGUUGCUUGUAAUGCAACUGGAAUGCCACAACCACAAGUUAAAUGGAUCAAGGCUGGAAACUAUGAGAUCGAUCCAAGUAGAGUUGAUGCUGAUGGAAAUCAUGCUCAAUUCUCGUUGAAAGUUGGGAACAUUACCGAAGAUACUGUUUUCAACUGUGUUGCUCAAAAUCCAUUGGGUCAAGCGAAUUGGACAAUUAAUGUGAAUUUGAUUGACGGACUAGAACCAAAUUGGCGUGAUGAUUUUGUUAUUUCAAAACCCGAAGGAGGCCAGAUUGUUCUCGUUUUCAGUGAUGAUAUUCCAGAUUAUUUGAAGCCACCGGUAAGUUUACAACAUCAUUAUUAUAUAAAGAAAGGAAAAAAUAAAAUGUUUCUAUUUAGAACGAUUGGACAAUUCAUUAUACUGAUGAUCCUGAACUCCCAGAAGGAGAAUGGGAACAAAUUCCAUCAGGUGGUUCUCCAUUAACCCAUGUUGAAGUACCAAACAUGAAUCCGGGAACCUAUUAUUAUCUCGUUGUUGAUAAUCCUGAUAAGGGAAUUCAAACUCCAACAUUGGUGGUUAUGACACCAAGUAAGUUUUCACUUUUGAUUCAUAGUUGGACCGAAACUCCAAGAUCACGAGCGAGAAAUAUAGAUGUUUUUUUAAAAAUGUAUAUAUGUAUUUCCCCGAACCUCUAUUUUUCUCACUGUUGCCUUCUAAACUCCAAAACUUGCUUGAAAAAAUUAAUGCUGAAUUUCAGAACCACCAAGUGAAAUUCGAUUUGGAAAAAACAAUGACGAUGAACAAAUCAUUGAUUUCAAACCUGCAAUCGCUUCUGAACCAGUCAAAGACUAUGUUAUAAGUAUUUGGCCUGUUGAUGAUCCGACAAACGUGAGAAAAAUCACUACACCUGUUGAUAAGACAACUGGAGUUGUAAUUGGAGGAUUAGAGCCAGACACGGAAUAUAAUGUUCAAGUUGCUGCACAAUUUUAUGAAGAAGAUGAGCUUGCAAGUGAACCAAUCACUUUGAGAACGCCACCGAGAGGUAGAAUUUUACAACACCUAAAAAUUCAGAAAUUCAGCCUCAAGAUCAGAACUCGAAGCACGUUUUUCUGCUUUCUGAAUAUUGAUAUUAAGUUCUAGCCAAAAGUUACACUUGAAUUUUCAGAUGUUUCCUGUGAUUGCGCACAUGCUUGUACAUUCGAAGAAUCGGAAGACGGCAAGCUAGAGCCGAAAUGUUAUUGUCAUGAUGGCUUCCAUUUGAGCACAGAUAACAAGUCAUGCGAACAAGAUGAAGAAGGCGAAACUUCGCAACAAGUUUUGCAGGUAUAUAAAUAUGAUAUAACUAAUAUUAUACUUAAGUUAUUUUUUGAGGUCACCCCGCCUUCACUGACAACAAAAGGAGAACCAGAAGAAAUAUCGACAACAGUCAUACCAGAUGAUUUGAAAACAACGACGAAACCACAUGAGUCUGUUGUUGGGCCAGAUGGAAAUCCUCUGCCAACAAAUAAGAAAGGAAAUCAAGUAGAUAGCUCAGGAAGGCCGAUAAAAUUUGAUGAAGAAGGAAAACCUGUACCUCCAAAAGGUUCCCAAUUGGAAAAAAAUGAGAAAGGAGAAUGGAUUUAUCCACUUGUCGAUAGAACUGGAAAACUCUUACCGCUGGAUGAGAACAACAAACCAAUCAUAACAGCGGUUGAUAAAAAUGGAGAUCCAUUAGUUCAGUCGCCAGAAGGUAAUUUGGUUACGGCAGAUGGAAAAAUUGUCGAAGUUGAUUCACUCGGUCGACCGAUUGAUGAGGAUGGGAAUCCAUAUGUUGUUGAUAAAGAAGGAAGAUUUGUGGUACAGGAUGGAGAUGGUGCAUUAGAGGAAGAUUACGAGGAUGAACAACCAAUGAUCCCAAUAAUUAUAUAUGGUGAUGAUGAUGGGAAAUUUUUAGAUGAAAAUGGGGAAGAAGUUGAAACCGAUGAGAACGGAAUUCCCGUUGAUAUGAAAGGAGAUCCACUGCCGACUAAUAGCGCGGGACAAUACUACAAAAUGAAAGAACCUCUAACAACACAGAAACCAAUUUAUCCAAUUGUUGGAGCUGAUGGUACCCCAUUACCAACAGACGUUUCGGGUGCUUAUAUUGGACCAGAUGGUGAACCAAUUUCUACAGAUUCAAGUGGAAAGCCAGUCAACAAAAAUAAUGUUCCGCUACCAACUGACUCACAAGGAAAUUAUGUUUCAGUCCCAGAAGGCGAAGAUGGAGUCGCGAAACAACUACCAACCGAUGAGUCUGGAAAUGUUAUUCAUCCAAUCACAAAACCAGACGGAACUCCUUUGGCUACUGAUGACUCGGGCAACUUCAUAACUGACGAUGGCACGAUUAUUCAAAAAGAUGAUGAAGGCAAGCCAAUUGGGCCAGACGGACAAAUUCUUGCUACAGACUCUACAGGAAACUUCAUCUACCCAGUAACAGGAAAAGAUGGAGAACCACUUCCUACAGAUGAAAAUAAUCGACCAAUUUAUCCGAUUGUUGGAGCUGAUGGCACACCAUUGCCGACCGAUGCCUCUGGAGCUUAUAUUGGACCAGAUGGUGAACCAAUUACUACAGAUUCAAGUGGGAAGCCAGUUAACAAAGAUAAUGUUCCUCUACCUACUGACUCACAAGGAAAUUAUGUUUCAGUCCCAGAAGGCGAAGAUGGAGUCACAAAACAACUACCAACUGAUGAGUCUGGAAAUGUUAUUCAUCCAAUCACAAAACCAGACGGAACUCCUUUGGCUACUGAUGACUCUGGUAACUUCAUAACUGACGAUGGCACGAUUAUUCAAAAAGAUGAUGAAGGCAAGCCAAUUGGGCCAGACGGACAAAUUCUUGCUACAGACUCUACAGGAAACUUCAUCUACCCAGUAACAGGAAAAGAUGGAGAACCACUUCCUACAGAUGAAAAUAAUCGACCAAUUUAUCCGAUUGUUGGAGCUGAUGGCACACCAUUGCCGACUGAUGCCUCUGGAGCUUACAUUGAUUCAAACGGAAAUCCAAUUACUACAGAUUCAAGUGGGAAGCCAGUUAACAAAGAUAAUGUUCCUCUACCUACUGACUCACAAGGAAAUUAUGUUUCAGUGCCAGAAGGCGAAGAUGGAGUCACAAAACUACUACCAACUGAUGAGUCUGGAAAUGUUAUUCAUCCAAUCACAAAACCAGACGGAACUCCUUUGGCUACUGAUGACUCGGGCAACUUCAUAACUGACGAUGGCACGAUUAUUCAAAAAGAUGAUGAAGGGAAGCCAAUUGGGCCAGACGGACAAAUUCUUGCUACCGAUAAUUCUGGAAAUUACAUCUAUCCAGUAACAGGAAAAGAUGGAGAACCACUUCCUACAGAUGAAAAUAAUCGACCAAUUUAUCCGAUUGUUGGAGCCGAUGGCACACCAUUGCCGACCGAUGCCUCUGGAGCUUACAUUGAUUCAAACGGAAAUCCAAUUUCUACAGAUUCAAGCGGAAAGCCAGUUAACAAAGAUAAUGUUCCGCUACCAACUGACUCACAAGGAAAUUAUGUUUCAGUGCCAGAAGGCGAAGAUGGAGUCGCGAAACAACUACCAACUGAUGAGUCUGGAAAUGUCAUUCAUCCAAUCACAAAACCAGACGGAACUCCUUUGGCUACUGAUGACUCGGGCAACUUCAUAACUGACGAUGGCACGAUUAUUCAAAAAGAUGACGAAGGCAAGCCAAUUGGGCCAGACGGACAAAUUCUUGCUACAGACUCUACAGGAAACUUCAUCUACCCAGUAACAGGAAAAGAUGGAGAACCACUUCCUACAGAUGAAAAUAAUCGACCAAUUUAUCCGAUUGUUGGAGCUGAUGGCACACCAUUGCCGACCGAUGCCUCUGGAGCUUAUAUUGGACCAGAUGGUGAACCAAUUUCCACAGAUUCAAGCGGAAAGCCAGUUAACAAAGAUAAUGUUCCGCUACCAACUGACUCACAAGGAAAUUAUGUUUCAGUGCCAGAAGGCGAAGAUGGAGUCACAAAACAACUACCAACUGAUGAGUCUGGAAAUGUUAUUCAUCCAAUCACAAAACCAGACGGAACUCCUUUGGCUACUGAUGACUCGGGCAACUUCAUAACUGACGAUGGCACGAUUAUUCAAAAAGAUGAUGAAGGGAAGCCAAUUGGGCCAGACGGACAAAUUCUUGCUACCGAUAAUUCUGGAAAUUACAUCUAUCCAGUAACAGGAAAAGAUGGAGAACCACUUCCUACAGAUGAAAAUAAUCGACCAAUUUAUCCGAUUGUUGGAGCUGAUGGCACACCAUUGCCGACCGAUGCCUCUGGAGCUUAUAUUGGACCAGAUGGUGAACCAAUUUCAACAGAUUCAAGCGGAAAGCCAGUGAACAAAGAUAAUGUUCCUCUACCAACUGACUCACAAGGAAAUUAUGUUUCAGUGCCAGAAGGCGAAGAUGGAGUCGCAAAACAACUACCAACCGAUGAGUCUGGAAAUGUUAUUCAUCCAAUCACAAAACCAGACGGAACUCCUUUGGCUACUGAUGACUCGGGCAACUUCAUAACUGACGAUGGCACGAUUAUUCAAAAAGAUGAUGAAGGGAAGCCAAUUGGGCCAGACGGACAAAUUCUUGCUACCGAUAAUUCUGGAAAUUACAUCUAUCCAGUAACAGGAAAAGAUGGAGAACCACUUCCUACAGAUGAAAAUAAUCGACCAAUUUAUCCGAUUGUUGGAGCUGAUGGCACACCAUUGCCGACCGAUGCCUCUGGAGCUUAUAUUGGACCAGAUGGUGAACCAAUUUCCACAGAUUCAAGCGGAAAGCCAGUUAACAAAGAUAAUGUUCCGCUACCAACUGACUCACAAGGAAAUUAUGUUUCAGUCCCAGAAGGCGAAGAUGGAGUCACAAAACAACUACCAACUGAUGAGUCUGGAAAUGUUAUUCAUCCAAUCACAAAACCAGACGGAACUCCUUUGGCUACUGAUGACUCGGGCAACUUCAUAACUGACGAUGGCACGAUUAUUCAAAAAGAUGAUGAAGGCAAGCCAAUUGGGCCAGACGGACAAAUUCUUGCUACCGAUAAUUCUGGAAAUUACAUCUAUCCAGUAACAGGAAAAGAUGGAGAACCACUUCCUACAGAUGAAAAUAAUCGACCAAUUUAUCCGAUUGUUGGAGCUGAUGGCACACCAUUGCCGACCGAUGCCUCUGGAGCUUAUAUUGGACCAGAUGGUGAACCAAUUUCCACAGAUUCAAGCGGAAAGCCAGUUAACAAAGAUAAUGUUCCGCUACCUACUGACUCACAAGGAAAUUAUGUUUCAGUCCCAGAAGGCGAAGAUGGAGUCACAAAACAACUACCAACUGAUGAGUCUGGAAAUGUUAUUCAUCCAAUCACAAAACCAGACGGAACUCCUUUGGCUACUGAUGACUCUGGUAACUUCAUAACUGACGAUGGCACGAUUAUUCAAAAAGAUGAUGAAGGGAAGCCAAUUGGGCCAGAUGGACAAAUUCUUGCUACCGAUAAUUCUGGAAAUUACAUCUAUCCAGUAACAGGAAAAGAUGGAGAACCACUUCCUACAGAUGAAAAUAAUCGACCAAUUUAUCCGAUUGUUGGAGCUGAUGGCACACCAUUGCCGACCGAUGCCUCUGGAGCUCAUAUUGGACCAGAUGGUGAACCAAUUUCCACAGAUUCAAGCGGAAAGCCAGUUAACAAAGAUAAUGUUCCGCUACCAACUGACUCACAAGGAAAUUAUGUUUCAGUGCCAGAAGGCGAAGAUGGAGUCACAAAACUACUACCAACUGAUGAGUCUGGAAAUGUUAUUCAUCCAAUCACAAAACCAGACGGAACUCCUUUGGCUACUGAUGACUCUGGUAACUUCAUAACUGACGAUGGCACGAUUAUUCAAAAAGAUGAUGAAGGGAAGCCAAUUGGGCCAGACGGACAAAUUCUUGCUACAGACUCUACAGGAAAUUAUAUCUACCCAGUAACAGGAAAAGAUGGAGAACCACUUCCUACAGAUGAAAAUAAUCGACCAAUUUAUCCGAUUGUUGGAGCUGAUGGCACACCAUUGCCGACCGAUGCCUCUGGAGCUUAUAUUGGACCAGAUGGUGAACCAAUUUCCACAGAUUCAAGCGGAAAGCCAGUUAACAAAGAUAAUGUUCCGCUACCAACUGACUCACAAGGAAAUUAUGUUUCAGUGCCAGAAGGCGAAGAUGGAGUCACAAAACUACUACCAACUGAUGAGUCUGGAAAUGUUAUUCAUCCAAUCACAAAACCAGACGGAACUCCUUUGGCUACUGAUGACUCGGGCAACUUCAUAACUGACGAUGGCACGAUUAUUCAAAAAGAUGAUGAAGGGAAGCCAAUUGGGCCAGACGGACAAAUUCUUGCUACCGAUAAUUCUGGAAAUUACAUCUAUCCAGUAACAGGAAAAGAUGGAGAACCACUUCCUACAGAUGAAAAUAAUCGACCAAUUUAUCCGAUUGUUGGAGCCGAUGGCACACCAUUGCCGACCGAUGCCUCUGGAGCUUACAUUGAUUCAAACGGAAAUCCAAUUUCUACAGAUUCAAGCGGAAAGCCAGUUAACAAAGAUAAUGUUCCUCUACCUACUGACUCACAAGGAAAUUAUGUUUCAGUCCCAGAAGGCGAAGAUGGAGUCACAAAACAACUACCAACUGAUGAGUCUGGAAAUGUUAUUCAUCCAAUCACAAAACCAGACGGAACUCCUUUGGCUACUGAUGACUCUGGUAACUUCAUAACUGACGAUGGCACGAUUAUUCAAAAAGAUGAUGAAGGCAAGCCAAUUGGGCCAGACGGACAAAUUCUUGCUACAGACUCUACAGGAAACUUCAUCUACCCAGUAACAGGAAAAGAUGGAGAACCACUUCCUACAGAUGAAAAUAAUCGACCAAUUUAUCCGAUUGUUGGAGCUGAUGGCACACCAUUGCCGACUGAUGCCUCUGGAGCUUACAUUGAUUCAAACGGAAAUCCAAUUUCUACAGAUUCAAGCGGAAAGCCAGUUAACAAAGAUAAUGUUCCUCUACCUACUGACUCACAAGGAAAUUAUGUUUCAGUGCCAGAAGGCGAAGAUGGAGUCACAAAACUACUACCAACUGAUGAGUCUGGAAAUGUUAUUCAUCCAAUCACAAAACCAGACGGAACUCCUUUGGCUACUGAUGACUCUGGUAACUUCAUAACUGACGAUGGCUCGAUUAUUCAAAAAGAUGAUGAAGGCAAGCCAAUUGGGCCAGACGGACAAAUUCUUGCUACAGACUCUACAGGAAACUUCAUCUACCCAGUAACAGGAAAAGAUGGAGAACCACUUCCUACAGAUGAAAAUAAUCGACCAAUUUAUCCGAUUGUUGGAGCCGAUGGCACACCAUUGCCGACCGAUGCCUCUGGAGCUUACAUUGAUUCAAACGGAAAUCCAAUUUCUACAGAUUCAAGCGGAAAGCCAGUUAACAAAGAUAAUGUUCCUCUACCUACUGACUCACAAGGAAAUUAUGUUUCAGUGCCAGAAGGCGAAGAUGGAGUCGCGAAACAACUACCAACUGAUGAGUCUGGAAAUGUUAUUCAUCCAAUCACAAAACCAGACGGAACUCCUUUGGCUACUGAUGACUCGGGCAACUUCAUAACUGACGAUGGCACGAUUAUUCAAAAAGAUGACGAAGGCAAGCCAAUUGGGCCAGACGGACAAAUUCUUGCUACAGACUCUACAGGAAACUUCAUCUACCCAGUAACAGGAAAAGAUGGAGAACCACUUCCUACAGAUGAAAAUAAUCGACCAAUUUAUCCGAUUGUUGGAGCUGAUGGCACACCAUUGCCGACCGAUGCCUCUGGAGCUUAUAUUGGACCAGAUGGUGAACCAAUUUCCACAGAUUCAAGCGGAAAGCCAGUUAACAAAGAUAAUGUUCCUCUACCUACUGACUCACAAGGAAAUUAUGUUUCAGUGCCAGAAGGCGAAGAUGGAGUCACAAAACAACUACCAACUGAUGAGUCUGGAAAUGUUAUUCAUCCAAUCACAAAACCAGAUGGAACUCCUUUGGCUACUGACGACUCGGGCAACUUCAUAACUGACGAUGGCACGAUUAUUCAAAAAGAUGAUGAAGGCAAGCCAAUUGGGCCAGACGGACAAAUUCUUGCUACCGAUAAUUCUGGAAAUUACAUCUAUCCAGUAACAGGAAAAGAUGGAGAACCACUUCCUACAGAUGAAAAUAAUCGACCAAUUUAUCCCAUUGUUGGAGCUGAUGGCACACCAUUGCCGACCGAUGCCUCUGGAGCUUACAUUGAUUCAAACGGAAAUCCAAUUUCUACAGAUUCAAGCGGAAAGCCAGUUAACAAAGAUAAUGUUCCUCUACCUACUGACUCACAAGGAAAUUAUGUUUCAGUCCCAGAAGGCGAAGAUGGAGUUGCGAAACAACUACCAACUGAUGAGUCUGGAAAUGUUAUUCAUCCAAUCACAAAACCAGACGGAACUCCUUUGGCUACUGAUGACUCGGGCAACUUCAUAACUGACGAUGGCACGAUUAUUCAAAAAGAUGAUGAAGGCAAGCCAAUUGGGCCAGACGGACAAAUUCUUGCUACCGAUAAUUCUGGAAAUUACAUCUACCCAGUAACAGGAAAAGAUGGAGAACCACUUCCUACAGAUGAAAAUAAUCGACCAAUUUAUCCGAUUGUUGGAGCUGAUGGCACACCAUUGCCGACCGAUGCCUCUGGAGCUUACAUUGAUUCAAACGGAAAUCCAAUUUCUACAGAUUCAAGCGGAAAGCCAGUUAACAAAGAUAAUGUUCCUCUACCUACUGACUCACAAGGAAAUUAUGUUUCAGUCCCAGAAGGCGAAGAUGGAGUCACAAAACAACUACCAACUGAUGAGUCUGGAAAUGUUAUUCAUCCAAUCACAAAACCAGACGGAACUCCUUUGGCUACUGAUGACUCUGGUAACUUCAUAACUGACGAUGGCACGAUUAUUCAAAAAGACGAUGAAGGCAAGCCAAUUGGGCCAGACGGACAAAUUCUUGCUACAGACUCUACAGGAAACUUCAUCUACCCAGUAACAGGAAAAGAUGGAGAACCACUUCCUACAGAUGAAAAUAAUCGACCAAUUUAUCCGAUUGUUGGAGCUGAUGGCACACCAUUGCCGACCGAUGCCUCUGGAGCUUAUAUUGGACCAGAUGGUGAACCAAUUUCAACAGAUUCAAGCGGAAAGCCAGUUAACAAAGAUAAUGUUCCUCUACCAACUGACUCACAAGGAAAUUUUGUUUCAGUCCCAGAAGACCUUACGACUACAACUGUUUCAGAUGUUCUUGAACAUGAAACAGAGGAUGCAAAUUGCGACAAUGUCUCUGGUAAAGUCGAAACUCUCGUUUUCGUUGUGGAAACCUCACAUGCAAGUUCUCCGUAUUUGCCCAACUUAAAACAAUUAAUGAAAGAAUUAUUCAAAUCGACACCAAGUGAUUCUUUACCGAAAAUAGGAAAAAUAAUUUAUAGUGCAACCACUGAGGUGACAAUUGAUAUAGGAUCUUAUGAGAAUUUCGAAGAACUUUAUCAAUCAACCGAUGAAAUACGGGAAAUUGGUGGCCAACCGAAUGCCAAUUCCGCUCUCAAAACUGCGAAAAUGUUAUUAGAAGAAACUCCGAGAGGAAAUACUUUGGUUAUUCAUCUCAUUGCGACACCUUUGAGGUGAGUUGGUUUUUUUUUAAUAUACAGGAGAAAACUAAAAUUAUUUCCAAAACUCAAAACUGAUCCGCCCGAAAAUCAUUCUUGAAAAUUGAUGACCCUUUUGAGUAGUAAAAUGUUCAGUUGUCCAAGUUUAUCAAACUUGAACUUCUCUAGAUGACAAAUAAUUCAAGUAGAUGUAAACCACUUUUUAUAAACGAGAAAUACAAGUAAAAAAGUAAAACCAAGAGGCGCAAGACAAACGAGUCAGCUCUUUGACGUUGGCGUGUUUUCUGUGAACUCGCGGCUAGUGAAAAAGAAUAAUAAAAAAAUCUAAAAUAAAAAAGCAAUUCAUCUCUAGAUUAUGCCAAUCAAUAGUAAAAGUUGCGAAAAGGCUUUCUCGAUGCUAUACAGUGUACCAAAACUAUACGGCGGACUUUGCGCAAAAAAUAAAAAGAAAAAGAAGGAGAUGAGAAAAAUUAGAAAAUUAUUUAAAGGAAAAAUCAUAAAAUGACGCCUAUCAAAUAUAAGAAUGAACCGCGAAAUAAUAUUAAUGUAAGGCAGUAAGGUAGAGAAAGAGAGGCAGAGAGAGAGAGAAAAAGAGUUUUUGUAUUAUAUUGAAUGAGAGUAAAGCUAUAUUUUAGUUUGACCUAGCUAGAGGAAUGUUUUUGGUUUUGUAGUUUGGUUUUAAGAAAAUGUUCAAUGUGUUUCUUCCGCCGGUCUUCAAUACAUUGAAAAUGUUCUGUGAAAAAAUAAUAAAUCACAUCACAUCGAAAAUAACUAUGGAAAUAACUAUCGUUAGAAAACUCUUGGUCUAUGAGAAAAGUCUAUCGAGGACAUAUCUCGUUUAUGAAUUUAUUAUAUUGGGUGAUGACUUCAUCCAGUGCAGAAAAAAUCAAGUCCCAAAAAAAUCACAUAACAAAAACAAACUCCAAAAAACUAUCAAAAAAUAUAAAACAUAAUUUCGGCUUUAUUGUUACUAUCAUCGAGCGACUUUUUGAUAAAAUAACUUUUUUUCAUUUUUAAAUCAUUUUUUCACCAAGAUACUUGCCCAUAUCCAUAAAAAACCCAACUUUUCGUCUCAAAGUUCUAACAACCUUUAGAAACAACACAUGCCUAAUUCAUAUUUCAAAAAAAAAGAAAUAUUAUUUCUCCCGACCUCAUUUUUAAAAGAUUCUAAAACUUCCUUUCAAAAGAAUCCUCGAUUCAAAUGAAAAUCAGUUUUGAAAAUUUCGAACUCUACAGAACUCCCUCCGACUAAAACUCAAUCGAUCCCCAAAAAAGUACUAACCUUUGAAAUUUCGACGGUUCCUAGUUCAUCUCAUCGCUCAAAAUUGAUCCAUUGCUUCAUUCUUUCCAACAAAAACAUUUCGAAUAUUUUUAUUCACGAAUAAUCUGCAAAAAAUAUUUAUAAUUUAAUGAAACUUUUGGUUGUUUUUUUAUUGAUUCAAAACGCUUGUUCAAAAUAUGGGCGUCCAUGCGAGAGAGAGAGAAGAGACAAAAAGAUAGUGAAAUCGCGCGUGAUCUACAGUGAUUUAAAAACUUGCGGGACUAGUUAGGAAUUUUUUUAAUUUGACAAAAAAAAUAAUUUUGCGGUGUUUUAGUUGAAAAAUAACAAAAAAAAAUUGUUUAUCAUUUUCAUUUCAGAGUUUUCCAAUGUUCACAGUGUCACUUCACACCUUUCUCACGAUAGAUUUCAAAAAAUUAAGGUGGCAAUCCAAGCGUUUUGGAAAAUCAGAAAUGAGCAAAAUUAUUCACGUAAAAUUAUUUAAAUUUGAAUCUAGGGCACAAAAGUACUCAGAGAUUCGCUGGCCAGCUCGCCACCAGGUGGGGAGGCUGGCUGACCUGGGAACCACAUGGAAACCAUGUCGCCCGGUUUUUUUCGCUGGCAAGGUGGCCACGCUCUGGGUAGGUCACGGCCACAUGGCUACCAUGUGGUGGCCACUUCGCCGCGUCAAAAUGAAUUUUCAUGAAAAUGUCUGAAAAACUUGUGAAUUGAGGCAUUUUCGAAAAAUUUGGCUCAUUUUCUGUUUUUUCGCAGCACUUGAAACUUUAGGAAGUGAAAAAAAAAACAGUAGAAAAUGCAGUAUUUUGAGCACAAACCACUGUCUUGCCAGCUUUCCAGAAUUUCAAACACACAGGCCACGUCGCCGGAAAACUCGAGGCGACCUGGCGGCCAUGCGGUUUCCAGGUGGCCGCAGCGAUCUGGUGGCGAGCUAGCCAGCGAAUCUCUGAGUAGGUCAAACGAACAGAAGCACCGUUUAAUAUAUAAGAAAGAUAUCGUGUCCUUCUUUUGAUCAAUCAAAUAUGAAGUUUUGAGCAACUCAUAUAAUCAUCUACAUUGGUCUGACUCACUUUUUUUUUCCAUUCACUAAUUAACAAAAUAGUCUCUUCGAGAAAUGACUGAAAAUAUUUCACUAUUGUGAUAGAAAUUUUAAUUUUUUUAAAUUAAAAAAAAUAUUAGAUAAGAAGCGUGAACUGGUGAUUAUUUUGAAUUUAAACGUGUUCAUUUUUUUGCAUGGAAAAAUGUUGAAUUUUCAUGUGAAAAAUCACGCAUUUCUCUAACAAAAUAAUAGUAGCGUGCUGAUGGAACUUAAUUUGGGAAGAUGAUGAAGAUUUCUUUCAAGUGCACAAAAAUAAUAAUGGGGAGUAGUUUCUAAAAAACCCUAUUCAGUAAUUAUGUGUAGUUGUAACCUUUUCAUACCACAAAAAUUGAAUAAUGACAAGAAUGAAACAACCGGCUAACGCCGGUCUUCAUUCUUGUUGCUACGCAGCCUUCGACUGCGUGCUCAAGUCCGUGUUCUAGAGUGAUUUCUCAUAAAAUUUCAUAAGCUUGAGAUUCUCAAAGAUUUUCAGCCACGAAAUACCAAAUUUUUUAUCGAAAAAUCAAUUUUUGAUAUCUAACAUAUUUCGAGUACAUUCUAUACAAAAAAAGAGAUUCAAUAAAUUUUUUUUCAAAAAAUUGAUGGAUGACGUCAUUCAUGGCAAAAUUAGGAACCAAGAGUCAUUUUUCGAACAAAAAAAAUUGAAAUUUGCUAUGAAUUUGAAUAUUCAAUUUUUUCAGAAAGAACAGUUUGGUCUACAUCGAAAAAAUAAAGAAAUUGCCAGACACCAGACUUAUUCAUAUCAACGAACAACAAUUGGCUGACAAUGCAAAUGCUCUGGAGUUAUUACAAAGUUAUUUAUGCAUCUCAGAGAGUGGUUAGUUGAAAAUAGAAAAGCAUUAUGAAUAAUUUAUUGGAAGCAGAGUUUGACACUGUGGUGAACGUUGUUUAUCAUUUUGAGAUGAUGAUAAAAGUUAUUAUCGCGCAAGAUAGGGCAAUAUUCACUCCCAUUUAUAUGGAAUAACAUGACCAGAUAACUAGAACGAUCAGAAUCUUUUUUGAAUCUGUUUAGUACAAUGAAAACAUCACAACAUGUCAGCUCGGUGCACGUCGUGCCAGAAAAAUGGGAAAAGAUAAUUUCGUGGAGACGCAGACAUUUUGUGUGGUCUCGCAGCGAUGCACCUGAGGAACCGGGGAGAGUACGGUUUAGGCAAUUGGUCUUGCAGCGAUUCACCGGAGCGACCGGGGAAGAGUACGGUGUCCUUUUUUCUCCGAGUCUCCUCCGAUUUGUGUGGUGGCACGACAUGGUUGAAAAUUGACAAUCAGGAAUAGUGAGGGAGGCGCACACUUUUUUCACGCGAAAAUCUCAAUUUUUCCUUUUCAAAAAUUAUGAAUUUUUAAAAAAUAAAAACGUGAACUACGUGGCAGUAGUUUCUUUUUUGGAUCAGAGAAUUUCUCUGCGUCCACCUCACUUUCACCGAUUGCUCUCUGACAUGUACAAAGCAGAAGACAAUUUCCUCAAUUAACUUAUGUUAGUUAGAGAGACAAAUCCACUGACAAGGGAACCUUUUUUACACAGCACUUCAAAUCUUAAAAUUUUGUCCAUAGACAGCUUUUGGGGUAAUAAGAACUCCCUAAAAAUAUUGGCUCUGUUCGGAAAUAAAGGGUUUUAGAGAAAAUAAAGGGUUUUUCAGAAAAUAAAGGGUUUUUCAGAAAAUAAAGGGUUUUACAGAAAAUAAAGGGUUUUUCCGAAAAUAAAGGGUUUUACAGAAAAUAAAGGGUUUUACAGAAAAUAAAGGGUUUUUCAAGAAAAAAUGGUUUUAGGAGCCCGAAAAAGUAAAAAGAACUCCCCAAUAAUAAGCCCAAAAGUUAGUCAAUUUUAUCAAAUAUCUAUUAUCUGACUGAAAUUUCAUAACUUGAUGUGGAUCUGUAGUUUACAGGACCUCACUAAGCCUAAGCUUUGAAUGCUAGGAAAGCUUUAAAAAUUCAAUUUUUAUGUUUGUGCAGCUCUGGAAUGAAGGCUUAGGCUUAGUAAAUAUCCAAUAGACAAAAAUUACUUUUGUUUUUCAGAUAUUUUUACCCCCAUAAAUCCUUUUUGUUUUUCUAAAACCCUUUAUUUUCUGAAAAACCCUUUAUUUUCGGAAAAACCCUCUAUUUUCUGAAAAACCCUUUAUUUUCUGAAAAACCCUUUAUUUUCUCUAAAACCCUUUAUUUCCGAACAGAGCCAAAAUAUUAGUUACCCAAUGGACCUAUGAGCCAAGUUAUGGGCUCUCAAAAGUUCAAAAAUUGCCAAAAUUGGCUCAUAAAACACGUCAUAACUCAAUUCUCGAUCAAUUUUAUGAAAAACUGAGUAGCAGAUGAUGAUCGGCGUGGUCGAUUUACCCUAAAAGCAAGAACAAAUAAAAUUUUCAGAAAAAAUUUGAUUUUGGAAAAAUGAAUGAGCAGGGGCACAUAUGAAUUUUCAUGAACUUCCAGCCAAAAAAUAAAAAACUUCAAAAUUUUUUGAAAAAAUGCUUUUUAUUGAUGUAUUUUUAGUAAAUCGACUAUGCUGAUCAAUAUCUGAAACUUUAUUUAUCAUGAAAAUUAUUUUGAAAUGGGGCUAUGAUGACUUUUAUGAGCCAAUUUGAGCAAUUUUUGAACUUUUGACAGCCCAGAACUUCUUCAAAACGACACCAGAAAAUUUUUAGAAAUAAAUAUCUGCAAUUUACAGAAUCCCCGUCACAAACUGCUGUUCUGCCAACCGAUGAGUCUGGAAAUGUUAUUCAUCCAAUCACAAAACCAGACGGAACUCCUUUGGCUACUGAUGACUCUGGUAACUUCAUAACUGACGAUGGCACGAUUAUUCAAAAAGAUGAUGAAGGCAAGCCAAUUGGGCCAGAUGGACAAAUUCUUGCUACAGACUCUACAGGAAAUUACAUCUACCCAGUAACAGGAAAAGAUGGAGAACCACUUCCUACAGAUGAAAAUAAUCGACCAAUUUAUCCGAUUGUUGGAGCUGAUGGCACACCAUUGCCGACCGAUGCCUCUGGAGCUUAUAUUGGACCAGAUGGUGAACCAAUUUCCACAGAUUCAAGCGGAAAGCCAGUUAACAAAGAUAAUGUUCCUCUACCUACUGACUCACAAGGAAAUUAUGUUUCAGUGCCAGAAGGCGAAGAUGGAGUCGCAAAACAACUACCAACCGAUGAGUCUGGAAAUGUUAUUCAUCCAAUCACAAAACCAGACGGAACUCCUUUGGCUACUGAUGACUCUGGUAACUUCAUAACUGACGAUGGCACGAUUAUUCAAAAAGAUGAUGAAGGCAAGCCAAUUGGGCCAGAUGGACAAAUUCUUGCUACCGAUAAUUCUGGAAAUUACAUCUAUCCAGUAACAGGAAAAGAUGGAGAACCACUUCCUACAGAUGAAAAUAAUCGACCAAUUUAUCCGAUUGUUGGAGCUGAUGGCACACCAUUGCCGACCGAUGCCUCUGGAGCUUAUAUUGGACCAGAUGGUGAACCAAUUUCUACAGAUUCAAGUGGAAAGCCAGUUAGCAAAGAUAAUGUUCCUCUACCAACUGACUCACAAGGAAAUUAUGUUUCAGUGCCAGAAGGCGAAGAUGGAGUCGCAAAACAACUACCAACCGAUGAGUCUGGAAAUGUUAUUCAUCCAAUCACAAAACCAGACGGAACUCCUUUGGCUACUGAUGACUCUGGUAACUUCAUAACUGACGAUGGCACGAUUAUUCAAAAAGACGAUGAAGGCAAGCCAAUUGGGCCAGAUGGACAAAUUCUUGCUACAGACUCUACAGGAAAUUACAUCUACCCAGUAACAGGAAAAGAUGGAGAACCACUUCCUACAGAUGAAAAUAAUCGACCAAUUUAUCCGAUUGUUGGAGCUGAUGGCACACCAUUGCCGACCGAUGCCUCUGGAGCUUAUAUUGGACCAGAUGGUGAACCAAUUUCCACAGAUUCAAGCGGAAAGCCAGUUAACAAAGAUAAUGUGCCUCUACCUACUGACUCACAAGGAAAUUAUGUUUCAGUGCCAGAAGGCGAAGAUGGAGUCGCAAAACAACUACCAACCGAUGAGUCUGGAAAUGUUAUUCAUCCAAUCACAAAACCAGACGGAACUCCUUUGGCUACUGAUGACUCUGGUAACUUCAUAACUGACGAUGGCACGAUUAUUCAAAAAGAUGAUGAAGGCAAGCCAAUUGGGCCAGAUGGACAAAUUCUUGCUACAGACUCUACAGGAAAUUACAUCUACCCAGUAACAGGAAAAGAUGGAGAACCACUUCCUACAGAUGAAAAUAAUCGACCAAUUUAUCCGAUUGUUGGAGCUGAUGGCACACCAUUGCCGACCGAUGCCUCUGGAGCUUAUAUUGGACCAGAUGGUGAACCAAUUUCAACAGAUUCAAGCGGAAAGCCAGUUAACAAAGAUAAUGUUCCUCUACCUACUGACUCACAAGGAAAUUAUGUUUCAGUGCCAGAAGGCGAAGAUGGAGUCGCAAAACAACUACCAACCGAUGAGUCUGGAAAUGUUAUUCAUCCAAUCACAAAACCAGACGGAACUCCUUUGGCUACUGAUGACUCUGGUAACUUCAUAACUGACGAUGGCACGAUUAUUCAAAAAGAUGAUGAAGGCAAGCCAAUCGGGCCAGAUGGACAAAUUCUUGCUACAGACUCUACAGGAAAUUAUAUCUAUCCAGUAACAGGAAAAGAUGGAGAACCACUUCCUACAGAUGAAAAUAAUCGACCAAUUUAUCCGAUUGUUGGAGCUGAUGGCACACCAUUGCCGACCGAUGCCUCUGGAGCUUAUAUUGGACCAGAUGGUGAACCAAUUUCAACAGAUUCAAGCGGAAAGCCAGUUAACAAAGAUAAUGUUCCUCUACCAACUGACUCACAAGGAAAUUAUGUUUCAGUGCCAGAAGGCGAAGAUGGAGUCGCAAAACAACUACCAACCGAUGAGUCUGGAAAUGUUAUUCAUCCAAUCACAAAACCAGACGGAACUCCUUUGGCUACUGAUGACUCUGGUAACUUCAUAACUGACGAUGGCACGAUUAUUCAAAAAGAUGAUGAAGGCAAGCCAAUUGGGCCAGAUGGACAAAUUCUUGCUACAGACUCUACAGGAAAUUAUAUCUAUCCAGUAACAGGAAAAGAUGGAGAACCACUUCCUACAGAUGAAAAUAAUCGACCAAUUUAUCCGAUUGUUGGAGCUGAUGGCACACCAUUGCCGACCGAUGCCUCUGGAGCUUAUAUUGGACCAGAUGGUGAACCAAUUUCAACAGAUUCAAGCGGAAAGCCAGUUAACAAAGAUAAUGUUCCUCUACCUACUGACUCACAAGGAAAUUAUGUUUCAGUGCCAGAAGGCGAAGAUGGAGUCGCAAAACAACUACCAACCGAUGAGUCUGGAAAUGUUAUUCAUCCAAUCACAAAACCAGACGGAACUCCUUUGGCUACUGAUGACUCUGGUAACUUCAUAACUGACGAUGGCACGAUUAUUCAAAAAGAUGAUGACGGCAAGCCAAUUGGGCCAGAUGGACAAAUUCUUGCUACAGACUCUACAGGAAAUUAUAUCUAUCCAGUAACAGGAAAAGAUGGAGAACCACUUCCUACAGAUGAAAAUAAUCGACCAAUUUAUCCGAUUGUUGGAGCUGAUGGCACACCAUUGCCGACCGAUGCCUCUGGAGCUUAUAUUGGACCAGAUGGUGAACCAAUUUCAACAGAUUCAAGCGGAAAGCCAGUUAACAAAGAUAAUGUUCCUCUACCAACUGACUCACAAGGAAAUUAUGUUUCAGUGCCAGAAGGCGAAGAUGGAGUCGCAAAACAACUACCAACCGAUGAGUCUGGAAAUGUUAUUCAUCCAAUCACAAAACCAGACGGAACUCCUUUGGCUACUGAUGACUCUGGUAACUUCAUAACUGACGAUGGCACGAUUAUUCAAAAAGAUGAUGAAGGCAAGCCAAUUGGGCCAGAUGGACAAAUUCUUGCUACAGACUCUACAGGAAAUUAUAUCUAUCCAGUAACAGGAAAAGAUGGAGAACCACUUCCUACAGAUGAAAAUAAUCGACCAAUUUAUCCGAUUGUUGGAGCUGAUGGCACACCAUUGCCGACCGAUGCCUCUGGAGCUUAUAUUGGACCAGAUGGUGAACCAAUUUCAACAGAUUCAAGCGGAAAGCCAGUUAACAAAGAUAAUGUUCCUCUACCAACUGACUCACAAGGAAAUUAUGUUUCAGUGCCAGAAGGCGAAGAUGGAGUCACAAAACAACUACCAACCGAUGAGUCUGGAAAUGUUAUUCAUCCAAUCACAAAACCAGACGGAACUCCUUUGGCUACUGAUGACUCUGGUAACUUCAUAACUGACGAUGGCACGAUUAUUCAAAAAGAUGAUGAAGGCAAGCCAAUUGGGCCAGAUGGACAAAUUCUUGCUACAGACUCUACAGGAAAUUAUAUCUAUCCAGUAACAGGAAAAGAUGGAGAACCACUUCCUACAGAUGAAAAUAAUCGACCAAUUUAUCCGAUUGUUGGAGCUGAUGGCACACCAUUGCCGACCGAUGCCUCUGGAGCUUAUAUUGGACCAGAUGGUGAACCAAUUUCAACAGAUUCAAGCGGAAAGCCAGUUAACAAAGAUAAUGUUCCUCUACCAACUGACUCACAAGGAAAUUAUGUUUCAGUGCCAGAAGGCGAAGAUGGAGUCGCGAAACAACUACCAACCGAUGAGUCUGGAAAUGUUAUUCAUCCAAUCACAAAACCAGACGGAACUCCUUUGGCUACUGAUGACUCGGGCAACUUCAUAACUGACGAUGGCACGAUUAUUCAAAAAGAUGAUGAAGGCAAGCCAAUUGGGCCAGACGGACAAAUUCUUGCUACAGACUCUACAGGAAAUUAUAUCUACCCAGUAACAGGAAAAGAUGGAGAACCACUUCCUACAGAUGAAAAUAAUCGACCAAUUUAUCCGAUUGUUGGAGCUGAUGGCACACCAUUGCCGACCGAUGCCUCUGGAGCUUACAUUGAUUCAAACGGAAAUCCAAUUUCUACAGAUUCAAGUGGAAAGCCAGUUAACAAAGAGAAUGUUCCUCUACCUACUGACUCACAAGGAAAUUAUGUUUCAGUGCCAGAAGGCGAAGAUGGAGUCACAAAACAACUACCAACCGAUGAGUCUGGAAAUGUUAUUCAUCCAAUCACAAAACCAGACGGAACUCCUUUGGCUACUGAUGACUCUGGUAACUUCAUAACUGACGAUGGCACGAUUAUUCAAAAAGACGAUGAAGGCAAGCCAAUUGGGCCAGAUGGACAAAUUCUUGCUACAGACUCUACAGGAAAUUACAUCUACCCAGUAACAGGAAAAGAUGGAGAACCACUUCCGACAGAUGAAAAUAAUCGACCAAUUUAUCCGAUUGUUGGAGCUGAUGGCACACCAUUGCCGACCGAUGCCUCUGGAGCUUACAUUGAUUCAAACGGAAAUCCAAUUUCUACAGAUUCAAGUGGAAAGCCAGUUAACAAAGAGAAUGUUCCUCUACCUACUGACUCACAAGGAAAUUAUGUUUCAGUGCCAGAAGGCGAAGAUGGAGUCACAAAACAACUACCAACCGAUGAGUCUGGAAAUGUUAUUCAUCCAAUCACAAAACCAGACGGAACUCCUUUGGCUACUGAUGACUCGGGCAACUUCAUAACUGACGAUGGAACGAUCAUUCAAAAAGAUGAUGAAGGCAAGCCAAUUGGGCCAGAUGGACAAAUUCUUGCUACCGAUAAUUCUGGAAAUUACAUCUAUCCAGUAACAGGAAAAGAUGGAGAACCACUUCCUACAGAUGAAAAUAAUCGACCAAUUUAUCCGAUUGUUGGAGCUGAUGGCACACCAUUGCCGACCGAUGCCUCUGGAGCUCAUAUUGGACCAGAUGGUGAACCAAUUUCUACAGAUUCAAGUGGAAAGCCAGUUAACAAAGAUAAUGUUCCUCUACCUACUGACUCACAAGGAAAUUAUGUUUCAGUGCCAGAAGGCGAAGAUGGAGUCACAAAACAACUAUCAACCGAUGAGUCUGGAAAUGUUAUUCAUCCAAUCACAAAACCAGACGGAACUCCUUUGGCUACUGAUGACUCGGGCAACUUCAUAACUGACGAUGGAACGAUCAUUCAAAAAGAUGAUGAAGGCAAGCCAAUUGGGCCAGAUGGACAAAUUCUUGCUACCGAUAAUUCUGGAAAUUACAUCUAUCCAGUAACAGGAAAAGAUGGAGAACCACUUCCUACAGAUGAAAAUAAUCGACCAAUUUAUCCGAUUGUUGGAGCUGAUGGCACACCAUUGCCGACCGAUGCCUCUGGAGCUUACAUUGAUUCAAACGGAAAUCCAAUUUCUACAGAUUCAAGUGGAAAGCCAGUUAACAAAGAUAAUGUUCCUCUACCUACUGACUCACAAGGAAAUUAUGUUUCAGUGCCAGAAGGCGAAGAUGGAGUCACAAAACAACUACCAACCGAUGAGUCUGGAAAUGUUAUUCAUCCAAUCACAAAACCAGACGGAACUCCUUUGGCUACUGAUGACUCUGGUAACUUCAUAACUGACGAUGGCACGAUUAUUCAAAAAGAUGAUGAAGGCAAGCCAAUUGGGCCAGAUGGACAAAUUCUUGCUACCGAUAAUUCUGGAAAUUACAUCUAUCCAGUAACAGGAAAAGAUGGAGAACCACUUCCUACAGAUGAAAAUAAUCGACCAAUUUAUCCGAUUGUUGGAGCUGAUGGCACACCAUUGCCGACCGAUGCCUCUGGAGCUUACAUUGAUUCAAACGGAAAUCCAAUUUCUACAGAUUCAAGUGGAAAGCCAGUUAACAAAGAUAAUGUUCCUCUACCUACUGACUCACAAGGAAAUUAUGUUUCAGUGCCAGAAGGCGAAGAUGGAGUCGCAAAACAACUACCAACCGAUGAGUCUGGAAAUGUUAUUCAUCCAAUCACGAAACCAGACGGAACUCCUUUGGCUACUGAUGACUCGGGCAACUUCAUAACUGACGAUGGCACGAUUAUUCAAAAAGACGAUGAAGGCAAGCCAAUUGGGCCAGAUGGACAAAUUCUUGCUACCGAUAAUUCUGGAAAUUACAUCUAUCCAGUAACAGGAAAAGAUGGAGAACCACUUCCUACAGAUGAAAAUAAUCGACCAAUUUAUCCGAUUGUUGGAGCUGAUGGCACACCAUUGCCGACCGAUGCCUCUGGAGCUUACAUUGAUUCAAACGGAAAUCCAAUUUCUACAGAUUCAAGUGGAAAGCCAGUUAACAAAGAUAAUGUUCCUCUACCUACUGACUCACAAGGAAAUUAUGUUUCAGUGCCAGAAGGCGAAGAUGGAGUCGCAAAACAACUACCAACCGAUGAGUCUGGAAAUGUUAUUCAUCCAAUCACGAAACCAGACGGAACUCCUUUGGCUACUGAUGACUCGGGCAACUUCAUAACUGACGAUGGCACGAUUAUUCAAAAAGACGAUGAAGGCAAGCCAAUUGGGCCAGAUGGACAAAUUCUUGCUACAGACUCUACAGGAAAUUACAUCUACCCAGUAACAGGAAAAGAUGGAGAACCACUUCCGACAGAUGAAAAUAAUCGACCAAUUUAUCCGAUUGUUGGAGCUGAUGGCACACCAUUGCCGACCGAUGCCUCUGGAGCUUACAUUGAUUCAAACGGAAAUCCAAUUUCUACAGAUUCAAGUGGAAAGCCAGUUAACAAAGAUAAUGUUCCUCUACCUACUGACUCACAAGGAAAUUAUGUUUCAGUGCCAGAAGGCGAAGAUGGAGUCACAAAACAACUACCAACCGAUGAGUCUGGAAAUGUUAUUCAUCCAAUCACAAAACCAGACGGAACUCCUUUGGCUACUGAUGACUCGGGCAACUUCAUAACUGACGAUGGAACGAUCAUUCAAAAAGAUGAUGAAGGCAAGCCAAUUGGGCCAGAUGGACAAAUUCUUGCUACCGAUAAUUCUGGAAAUUACAUCUAUCCAGUAACAGGAAAAGAUGGAGAACCACUUCCUACAGAUGAAAAUAAUCGACCAAUUUAUCCGAUUGUUGGAGCUGAUGGCACACCAUUGCCGACCGAUGCCUCUGGAGCUCAUAUUGGACCAGAUGGUGAACCAAUUUCUACAGAUUCAAGUGGAAAGCCAGUUAACAAAGAUAAUGUUCCUCUGCCAACUGACUCACAAGGAAAUUAUGUUUCAGUGCCAGAAGGCGAAGAUGGAGUCACAAAACAACUACCAACCGAUGAGUCUGGAAAUGUUAUUCAUCCAAUCACAAAACCAGACGGAACUCCUUUGGCUACUGAUGACUCGGGCAACUUCAUAACUGACGAUGGAACGAUCAUUCAAAAAGAUGAUGAAGGCAAGCCAAUUGGGCCAGAUGGACAAAUUCUUGCUACCGAUAAUUCUGGAAAUUACAUCUAUCCAGUAACAGGAAAAGAUGGAGAACCACUUCCUACAGAUGAAAAUAAUCGACCAAUUUAUCCGAUUGUUGGAGCUGAUGGCACACCAUUGCCGACCGAUGCCUCUGGAUCUUACAUUGAUUCAAACGGAAAUCCAAUUUCUACAGAUUCAAGUGGAAAGCCAGUUAACAAAGAUAAUGUUCCACUGCCAACUGAUUCACAAGGCAACUUUGUUGUCAGGCCACAAAAAGAAAUAUGCGAUUUGAAAUCUACUCUCGCUGAUAUCAUAAUUGUUUUCAUAAACUCUGAGAAUUCCAUCAGUAGUUUUGAUAAGUUCAAAAAGAUGGUGAUCGAUUUCACAAAAAAACUUGAUCUGUCACCAGAUGUGAUACGAGUUUCUGUGAUGUCGGUUGGUGCAGAAAUUGCUGUGCCGCUAUCUUUGGGUGGUUAUCAGGAAAAAGAAAAUCUUGCAUCUAUAUUGAAUGAUUUCCAAUUGCCACCAAUUACUGGAACAGACCAACUAUCUCCUGUUGACGCUGUUUUGCAGCAAUUUGAUGAAUUUCCAAGAGUGGAUGUGACAAAAUUCGUUAUUAUUUAUGGCUCAAGCGAAACGUGAGUUUUAUAUAUUUUUUUAGGCUGACAAUUAAUUAUAGAAACUUUUUGAAAUAUUUCUAACUUUGCUGAAACUAUUUCAAUCUUCACGACAUUUUUUCUGAUUAUCCGUAGGCAUCAAAUAAAAGUACAAAAACGUCGAAAAUGAUCUCAAAUGGGUUUCAUAAUUUUUUUUUUCAUACUUCUUCAAAUAUUGAAGAGAUUUUUCCACAAAGAAUCACGGAUUUUGAGAGAAAACGGGGUUAAAGGGGAGGGGGAAGGUAAAUAAUUUUGACUUUGGUGAAUCGACUGUGGUCGAUUGUCAUGUGCUUAUGGGCCUAUGCAGAAUGAUAUUUUGUAAUAAAAAAACAUUUUUUUUUCCUAUGCAGAAAAACGUCGAAAAAACAAAAUAUACAGUUUAUCAUUUUGAGUAGAGACAACGUGAAAUUGAGAGAGUGCAGACAAAAAAACCCAUUUUAUGUCUGCGCUCUCUCAAUUUCACGUUGUCUUUAUUUUGUUUUUUCGACGUUUUUCUGCAUAGGAAAAAAAUGUUUUUUUAUGUUUUUUUAUUACAAAAUAUUAUUCUGAAUAGGCCCAUUAGUAUUUGAUAAAAUUUUCGUUGACAUGAGUUAUGGGCUCUCGAAAACGCGAUUUUCAGAAAAUUCUAGGGUUGGAAAAAAAUACACGCAAUACACGAAUACACGGAUACACGAAUACACGCUUUUUUAUAAAUUGAUUGUGAAGAGAAGAAAACCGUGUAUUCGUGUAAUGCGUGUAUUCGUGUACCCUGUACUCGUGUAUUUGGCUGCGCGUGUAUCCGUGUACGCAAAUACACUGUUUUUCCAACCCAAGAAAAUUCUCAAUUUUGAGCUUAUUUUUGUGCUCUUCAAAGAGUUGCGUAUCAAAAACUGAAAACAGGAUAGUUCUCUGCGUGAAAAACUGUAGAAAAUAUGUCUCAUUGAAAAUCUUCGAUGACUGGUAAGUGAUCAAUGGUCACACAUUUUCCUCGUCAUAAAUUUUGUCUCGAGUUUCGGAUAAAAAUUAUAAUUCAAAAAACUGACCUUCAAAAAUCCUCUAUUAAUGAUCGAAAUGUCCAGCGAGUCGAAUCAUCCGGUGGAUUUUCAGAAAAAUUAAAUUUUCUAGGUUUUCACAGCUCAUACUUGUAGAAUGGGCAUAUUUGAAUGGUUUGAGCGUAAACCGCCUGUAAAAAUACUUUAUUGAGAUACAUCGUAAGAUUUCAAGAAAGAAAUUCAUAAGAUAAGAGGUGAACAGAAAUGAAGUUUUACUAUAGGACUAUACUUUAAAGAGGGGGGGGGGGUAAGACGACAAAUUUUUUGUCGCAAAGUUAGAGGCCCACCAAAAGUAGUAAAACGUCCAAGGGAUUUGACAUUUUAGGCUUCUAGUUGACAUCAAUAGCUAUCCAGGAAAAAAAGAUUGCGAGAAUUAAUGCAUUUUUUCGCAAAGUUAGAGGCGCUUGAAAAAGUUUCCAUAAUUAAUUGUCAUCCUGUAUAUUUGGCCUCCAACAAAAAUUAAUAUUUUUCAGGUAUCGCCCACAGAACAACAUACCUUUUAUCGCUAUGAAUAACGACGAAAAAACUGAUGAAAUUAUUGCUAAAGUUCAGAAAGCAUGUGAAAAUGGAGAAGUUAAACCUAUUCCAGAUAGGACAAAAACGAUUAUCGAUGAGAAACCCUUGCCGAUAAACCAAGUUGUCGAUCAAUCCGGAAAUCCUCUUCCGACUGAUGACACUGGAAACUUCAUCGAUAAUAACGGUAAACCUAUCACGAUAACAGAAGACGUCCCUGUUGGUCCGGAUGGUAAUGAACUUGAAAAGAACGAAAAAGGUGAAUGGAUAUACCCACUGGUUGAUAAACAAGGGAAAUCAGUCAAGACAGAUGAGAACAACAUGCCGGUGUUUGAAGUUUUAGAUCAGAACGGCAACCAACUAGCCAAAAACGAUGAAGGAAAUUGGGUCGAUAUCAGCGGUAAUGAAAUAGAAACAGAUCCAUUGGGUAGACCAUUGAAUGAGGAAGGAAUACCAUAUGCAAUCAACGAAAAUGGUGCGAUCGUAAUGAGUGAGAACGACGAAUACACAACAACUGGCAUCCCGUUAUUUAUUGUUGAUGGCGCACCAGAUGAAGAGGAAGAUAAAGAACCAUUACCAACAGAUGAAAAUGAUCGACCGAUUUACCCGAUUGUUGGAGCUGAUGGCACACCAUUGCCGACCGAUGCCUCUGGAGCUUAUAUUGGACCAGAUGGUGAACCAAUUUCUACAGAUUCAAGCGGAAAGCCAGUUAACAAAGAUAAUGUUCCACUACCAACUGACUCACAAGGAAAUUAUGUUUCAGUGCCAGAAGGCGAAGAUGGAGUCGCGAAACAACUACCAACCGAUGAGUCUGGAAAUGUCAUUCAUCCAAUCACAAAACCAGACGGAACUCCUUUGGCUACUGAUGACUCUGGUAACUUCAUAACUGACGAUGGCACGAUUAUUCAAAAAGAUGAUGAAGGCAAGCCAAUUGGGCCAGACGGACAAAUUCUUGCUACCGAUAAUUCUGGAAAUUACAUCUACCCAGUAACAGGAAAAGAUGGAGAACCACUUCCUACAGAUGAAAAUAAUCGACCAAUUUAUCCGAUUGUUGGAGCUGAUGGCACACCAUUGCCGACCGAUGCCUCUGGAGCUUAUAUUGGACCAGAUGGUGAACCAAUUUCCACAGAUUCAAGCGGAAAGCCAGUUAACAAAGAUAAUGUUCCGCUACCAACUGACUCACAAGGAAAUUAUGUUUCAGUGCCAGAAGGCGAAGAUGGAGUCGCGAAACAACUACCAACCGAUGAGUCUGGUAAUGUUAUUCAUCCAAUCACAAAACCAGACGGAACUCCUUUGGCUACUGAUGACUCUGGUAACUUCAUAACUGACGAUGGCUCGAUUAUUCAAAAAGAUGAUGAAGGCAAGCCAAUUGGGCCAGACGGACAAAUUCUUGCCACAGACUCUACAGGAAAUUACAUCUACCCAGUAACAGGAAAAGAUGGAGAACCACUUCCUACAGAUGAAAAUAAUCGACCAAUUUAUCCGAUUGUUGGAGCUGAUGGCACACCAUUGCCGACCGAUGCCUCUGGAGCUUACAUUGAUUCAAACGGAAAUCCAAUUUCUACAGAUUCAAGUGGAAAGCCAGUUAACAAAGAUAAUGUGCCUCUACCUACUGACUCACAAGGAAAUUAUGUUUCAGUGCCAGAAGGCGAAGAUGGAGUCGCGAAACAACUACCAACUGAUGAGUCUGGAAAUGUCAUUCAUCCAAUCACAAAACCAGACGGAACUCCUUUGGCUACUGAUGACUCUGGUAACUUCAUAACUGACGAUGGCUCGAUUAUUCAAAAAGAUGAUGAAGGCAAGCCAAUUGGGCCAGACGGACAAAUUCUUGCCACAGACUCUACAGGAAAUUACAUCUACCCAGUAACAGGAAAAGAUGGAGAACCACUUCCUACAGAUGAAAAUAAUCGACCAAUUUAUCCGAUUGUUGGAGCUGAUGGCACACCAUUGCCGACCGAUGCCUCUGGAGCUUAUAUUGGACCAGAUGGUGAACCAAUUUCCACAGAUUCAAGCGGAAAGCCAGUUAACAAAGAUAAUGUUCCGCUACCAACUGACUCACAAGGAAAUUAUGUUUCAGUGCCAGAAGGCGAAGAUGGAGUCGCGAAACAACUACCAACCGAUGAGUCUGGUAAUGUUAUUCAUCCAAUCACAAAACCAGACGGAACUCCUUUGGCUACUGAUGACUCUGGUAACUUCAUAACUGACGAUGGCUCGAUUAUUCAAAAAGAUGAUGAAGGCAAGCCAAUUGGGCCAGACGGACAAAUUCUUGCCACAGACUCUACAGGAAAUUACAUCUACCCAGUAACAGGAAAAGAUGGAGAACCACUUCCUACAGAUGAAAAUAAUCGACCAAUUUAUCCGAUUGUUGGAGCUGAUGGCACACCAUUGCCGACCGAUGCCUCUGGAGCUUACAUUGAUUCAAACGGAAAUCCAAUUUCUACAGAUUCAAGUGGAAAGCCAGUUAACAAAGAUAAUGUGCCUCUACCUACUGACUCACAAGGAAAUUAUGUUUCAGUGCCAGAAGGCGAAGAUGGAGUCGCGAAACAACUACCAACUGAUGAGUCUGGAAAUGUUAUUCAUCCAAUCACAAAACCAGACGGAACUCCUUUGGCUACUGAUGACUCGGGCAACUUCAUAACUGACGAUGGCACGAUUAUUCAAAAAGAUGAUGAAGGCAAGCCAAUUGGGCCAGACGGACAAAUUCUUGCCACAGACUCUACAGGAAAUUACAUCUACCCAGUAACAGGAAAAGAUGGAGAACCACUUCCUACAGAUGAAAAUAAUCGACCAAUUUAUCCGAUUGUUGGAGCUGAUGGCACACCAUUGCCGACCGAUGCCUCUGGAGCUUACAUUGAUUCAAACGGAAAUCCAAUUUCUACAGAUUCAAGUGGAAAGCCAGUUAACAAAGAUAAUGUGCCUCUACCUACUGACUCACAAGGAAAUUAUGUUUCAGUGCCAGAAGGCGAAGAUGGAGUCGCGAAACAACUACCAACUGAUGAGUCUGGAAAUGUUAUUCAUCCAAUCACAAAACCAGACGGAACUCCUUUGGCUACUGAUGACUCUGGUAACUUCAUAACUGACGAUGGCUCGAUUAUUCAAAAAGAUGAUGAAGGCAAGCCAAUUGGGCCAGACGGACAAAUUCUUGCCACAGACUCUACAAAAAAUUACAUCUACCCAGUAACAGGAAAAGAUGGAGAACCACUUCCUACAGAUGAAAAUAAUCGACCAAUUUAUCCGAUUGUUGGAGCUGAUGGCACACCAUUGCCGACCGAUGCCUCUGGAGCUUACAUUGAUUCAAACGGAAAUCCAAUUUCUACAGAUUCAAGUGGAAAGCCAGUUAACAAAGAUAAUGUGCCUCUACCUACUGACUCACAAGGAAAUUAUGUUUCAGUGCCAGAAGGCGAAGAUGGAGUCGCGAAACAACUACCAACUGAUGAGUCUGGAAAUGUUAUUCAUCCAAUCACAAAACCAGACGGAACUCCUUUGGCUACUGAUGACUCGGGCAACUUCAUAACUGACGAUGGCACGAUUAUUCAAAAAGAUGAUGAAGGCAAGCCAAUUGGGCCAGACGGACAAAUUCUUGCUACCGAUAAUUCUGGAAAUUACAUCUACCCAGUAACAGGAAAAGAUGGAGAACCACUUCCUACAGAUGAAAAUAAUCGACCAAUUUAUCCGAUUGUUGGAGCUGAUGGCACACCAUUGCCGACCGAUGCCUCUGGAGCUUACAUUGAUUCAAACGGAAAUCCAAUUUCUACAGAUUCAAGUGGAAAGCCAGUUAACAAAGAUAAUGUGCCUCUACCAACUGACUCACAAGGAAAUUAUGUUUCAGUGCCAGAAGGCGAAGAUGGAGUCGCGAAACAACUACCAACUGAUGAGUCUGGAAAUGUUAUUCAUCCAAUCACAAAACCAGACGGAACUCCUUUGGCUACUGAUGACUCUGGUAACUUCAUAACUGACGAUGGCACGAUUAUUCAAAAAGAUGAUGAAGGCAAGCCAAUUGGGCCAGACGGACAAAUUCUUGCUACCGAUAAUUCUGGAAAUUACAUCUACCCAGUAACAGGAAAAGAUGGAGAACCACUUCCUACAGAUGAAAAUAAUCGACCAAUUUAUCCGAUUGUUGGAGCUGAUGGCACACCAUUGCCGACCGAUGCCUCUGGAGCAUAUAUUGGACCAGAUGGUGAACCAAUUUCCACAGAUUCAAGCGGAAAGCCAGUUAACAAAGAUAAUGUGCCUCUACCUACUGACUCACAAGGAAAUUAUGUUUCAGUGCCAGAAGGCGAAGAUGGAGUCGCGAAACAACUACCAACCGAUGAGUCUGGAAAUGUUAUUCAUCCAAUCACAAAACCAGACGGAACUCCUUUGGCUACUGAUGACUCGGGCAACUUCAUAACUGACGAUGGCACGAUUAUUCAAAAAGAUGAUGAAGGCAAGCCAAUUGGGCCAGACGGACAAAUUCUUGCUACAGACUCUACAGGAAAUUAUAUCUACCCAGUAACAGGAAAAGAUGGAGAACCACUUCCUACAGAUGAAAAUAAUCGACCAAUUUAUCCGAUUGUUGGAGCUGAUGGCACACCAUUGCCGACCGAUGCCUCUGGAGCUUAUAUUGGACCAGAUGGUGAACCAAUUUCCACAGAUUCAAGCGGAAAGCCAGUUAACAAAGAUAAUGUGCCUCUACCUACUGACUCACAAGGAAAUUAUGUUUCAGUGCCAGAAGGCGAAGAUGGAGUCGCGAAACAACUACCAACCGAUGAGUCUGGAAAUGUUAUUCAUCCAAUCACAAAACCAGACGGAACUCCUUUGGCUACUGAUGACUCGGGCAACUUCAUAACUGACGAUGGCACGAUUAUUCAAAAAGAUGAUGAAGGCAAGCCAAUUGGGCCAGACGGACAAAUUCUUGCUACAGACUCUACAGGAAAUUAUAUCUACCCAGUAACAGGAAAAGAUGGAGAACCACUUCCUACAGAUGAAAAUAAUCGACCAAUUUAUCCGAUUGUUGGAGCUGAUGGCACACCAUUGCCGACCGAUGCCUCUGGAGCAUAUAUUGGACCAGAUGGUGAACCAAUUUCCACAGAUUCAAGCGGAAAGCCAGUUAACAAAGAUAAUGUGCCUCUACCUACUGACUCACAAGGAAAUUAUGUUUCAGUGCCAGAAGGCGAAGAUGGAGUCGCGAAACAACUACCAACCGAUGAGUCUGGAAAUGUUAUUCAUCCAAUCACAAAACCAGACGGAACUCCUUUGGCUACUGAUGACUCGGGCAACUUCAUAACUGACGAUGGCACGAUUAUUCAAAAAGAUGAUGAAGGCAAGCCAAUUGGGCCAGACGGACAAAUUCUUGCUACAGACUCUACAGGAAAUUAUAUCUACCCAGUAACAGGAAAAGAUGGAGAACCACUUCCUACAGAUGAAAAUAAUCGACCAAUUUAUCCGAUUGUUGGAGCUCAUGGCACACCAUUGCCGACCGAUGCCUCUGGAGCUUAUAUUGGACCAGAUGGUGAACCAAUUUCCACAGAUUCAAGCGGAAAGCCAGUUAACAAAGAUAAUGUGCCUCUACCUACUGACUCACAAGGAAAUUAUGUUUCAGUGCCAGAAGGCGAAGAUGGAGUCGCAAAACAACUACCAACUGAUGAGUCUGGAAAUGUUAUUCAUCCAAUCACAAAACCAGACGGAACUCCUUUGGCUACUGAUGACUCGGGCAACUUCAUAACUGACGAUGGCACGAUUAUUCAAAAAGAUGAUGAAGGCAAGCCAAUUGGGCCAGACGGACAAAUUCUUGCUACAGACUCUACAGGAAAUUAUAUCUACCCAGUAACAGGAAAAGAUGGAGAACCACUUCCUACAGAUGAAAAUAAUCGACCAAUUUAUCCGAUUGUUGGAGCUCAUGGCACACCAUUGCCGACCGAUGCCUCUGGAGCUUAUAUUGGACCAGAUGGUGAACCAAUUUCCACAGAUUCAAGCGGAAAGCCAGUUAACAAAGAUAAUGUGCCUCUACCUACUGACUCACAAGGAAAUUAUGUUUCAGUGCCAGAAGGCGAAGAUGGAGUCGCAAAACAACUACCAACUGAUGAGUCUGGAAAUGUUAUUCAUCCAAUCACAAAACCAGACGGAACUCCUUUGGCUACUGAUGACUCUGGUAACUUCAUAACUGACGAUGGCUCGAUUAUUCAAAAAGAUGAUGAAGGCAAGCCAAUUGGGCCAGACGGACAAAUUCUUGCCACCGAUAAUUCUGGAAAUUACAUCUAUCCAGUAACAGGAAAAGAUGGAGAACCACUUCCUACAGAUGAAAAUAAUCGACCAAUUUAUCCGAUUAUUGGAGCUGAUGGCACACCAUUGCCGACCGAUGCCUCUGGAGCUUACAUUGAUUCAAACGGAAAUCCAAUUUCUACAGAUUCAAGUGGAAAGCCAGUUAACAAAGAUAAUGUGCCUCUACCUACUGACUCACAAGGAAAUUAUGUUUCAGUACCAGAAGGCGAAGAUGGAGUCGCGAAACAACUACCAACUGAUGAGUCUGGAAAUGUUAUUCAUCCAAUCACAAAACCAGACGGAACUCCUUUGGCUACUGAUGACUCGGGCAACUUCAUAACUGACGAUGGCACGAUUAUUCAAAAAGACGAUGAAGGCAAGCCAAUUGGGCCAGACGGACAAAUUCUUGCUACCGAUAAUUCUGGAAAUUACAUCUACCCAGUAACAGGAAAAGAUGGAGAACCACUUCCUACAGAUGAAAAUAAUCGACCAAUUUAUCCGAUUGUUGGAGCUGAUGGCACACCAUUGCCGACCGAUGCCUCUGGAGCUUAUAUUGGACCAGAUGGUGAACCAAUUUCCACAGAUUCAAGCGGAAAGCCAGUUAACAAAGAUAAUGUUCCUCUACCUACUGACUCACAAGGAAAUUAUGUUUCAGUCCCAGAAGGCGAAGAUGGAGUCACAAAACAACUACCAACCGAUGAGUCUGGAAAUGUUAUUCAUCCAAUCACAAAACCAGACGGAACUCCUUUGGCUACUGAUGACUCUGGUAACUUCAUAACUGACGAUGGCACGAUUAUUCAAAAAGAUGAUGAAGGCAAGCCAAUUGGGCCAGACGGACAAAUUCUUGCUACAGACUCUACAGGAAAUUACAUCUACCCAGUAACAGGAAAAGAUGGAGAACCACUUCCUACAGAUGAAAAUAAUCGACCAAUUUAUCCGAUUGUUGGAGCUGAUGGCACACCAUUGCCGACCGAUGCCUCUGGAGCUUAUAUUGGACCAGAUGGUGAACCAAUUUCCACAGAUUCAAGCGGAAAGCCAGUUAACAAAGAUAAUGUUCCUCUACCUACUGACUCACAAGGAAAUUAUGUUUCAGUGCCAGAAGGCGAAGAUGGAGUCGCGAAACAACUACCAACCGAUGAGUCUGGAAAUGUUAUUCAUCCAAUCACAAAACCAGACGGAACUCCUUUGGCUACUGAUGACUCGAGCAACUUCAUAACUGACGAUGGCACGAUUAUUCAAAAAGACGAUGAAGGCAAGCCAAUUGGGCCAGACGGACAAAUUCUUGCUACCGAUAAUUCUGGAAAUUACAUCUACCCAGUAACAGGAAAAGAUGGAGAACCACUUCCUACAGAUGAAAAUAAUCGACCAAUUUAUCCGAUUGUUGGAGCUGAUGGCACACCAUUGCCGACCGAUGCCUCUGGAGCUUAUAUUGGACCAGAUGGUGAACCAAUUUCCACAGAUUCAAGCGGAAAGCCAGUUAACAAAGAUAAUGUUCCUCUACCUACUGACUCACAAGGAAAUUAUGUUUCAGUGCCAGAAGGCGAAGAUGGAGUCGCGAAACAACUACCAACCGAUGAGUCUGGAAAUGUUAUUCAUCCAAUCACAAAACCAGACGGAACUCCUUUGGCUACUGAUGACUCUGGUAACUUCAUAACUGACGAUGGCUCGAUUAUUCAAAAAGAUGAUGAAGGCAAGCCAAUUGGGCCAGACGGACAAAUUCUUGCCACCGAUAAUUCUGGAAAUUACAUCUAUCCAGUAACAGGAAAAGAUGGAGAACCACUUCCUACAGAUGAAAAUAAUCGACCAAUUUAUCCGAUUAUUGGAGCUGAUGGCACACCAUUGCCGACCGAUGCCUCUGGAGCUUACAUUGAUUCAAACGGAAAUCCAAUUUCUACAGAUUCAAGUGGAAAGCCAGUUAACAAAGAUAAUGUUCCUCUACCUACUGACUCACAAGGAAAUUAUGUUUCAGUACCAGAAGGCGAAGAUGGAGUCGCGAAACAACUACCAACUGAUGAGUCUGGAAAUGUUAUUCAUCCAAUCACAAAACCAGACGGAACUCCUUUGGCUACUGAUGACUCUGGUAACUUCAUAACUGACGAUGGCUCGAUUAUUCAAAAAGAUGAUGAAGGCAAGCCAAUUGGGCCAGACGGACAAAUUCUUGCCACCGAUAAUUCUGGAAAUUACAUCUAUCCAGUAACAGGAAAAGAUGGAGAACCACUUCCUACAGAUGAAAAUAAUCGACCAAUUUAUCCGAUUGUUGGAGCUGAUGGCACACCAUUGCCGACCGAUGCCUCUGGAGCUUACAUUGAUUCAAACGGAAAUCCAAUUUCUACAGAUUCAAGUGGAAAGCCAGUUAACAAAGAUAAUGUUCCUCUACCAACUGACUCACAAGGAAAUUAUGUUUCAGUGCCAGAAGGCGAAGAUGGAGUCGCGAAACAACUACCAACCGAUGAGUCUGGAAAUGUUAUUCAUCCAAUCACAAAACCAGACGGAACUCCUUUGGCUACUGAUGACUCUGGUAACUUCAUAACUGACGAUGGCACGAUUAUUCAAAAAGAUGAUGAAGGCAAGCCAAUUGGGCCAGACGGACAAAUUCUUGCAACAGACUCUACAGGAAAUUACAUCUACCCAGUAACAGGAAAAGAUGGAGAACCACUUCCUACAGAUGAAAAUAAUCGACCAAUUUAUCCGAUUGUUGGAGCUGAUGGCACACCAUUGCCGACCGAUGCCUCUGGAGCUUAUAUUGGACCAGAUGGUGAACCAAUUUCCACAGAUUCAAGCGGAAAGCCAGUUAACAAAGAUAAUGUUCCUCUACCUACUGACUCACAAGGAAAUUAUGUUUCAGUGCCAGAAGGCGAAGAUGGAGUCGCGAAACAACUACCAACCGAUGAGUCUGGAAAUGUUAUUCAUCCAAUCACAAAACCAGACGGAACUCCUUUGGCUACUGAUGACUCGGGCAACUUCAUAACUGACGAUGGCACGAUUAUUCAAAAAGACGAUGAAGGCAAGCCAAUUGGGCCAGACGGACAAAUUCUUGCUACCGAUAAUUCUGGAAAUUACAUCUACCCAGUAACAGGAAAAGAUGGAGAACCACUUCCUACAGAUGAAAAUAAUCGACCAAUUUAUCCGAUUGUUGGAGCUGAUGGCACACCAUUGCCGACCGAUGCCUCUGGAGCUUAUAUUGGACCAGAUGGUGAACCAAUUUCCACAGAUUCAAGCGGAAAGCCAGUUAACAAAGAUAAUGUUCCUCUACCUACUGACUCACAAGGAAAUUAUGUUUCAGUGCCAGAAGGCGAAGAUGGAGUCGCGAAAGAACUACCAACCGAUGAGUCUGGAAAUGUUAUUCAUCCAAUCACGAAACCAGACGGAACUCCUUUGGCUACUGAUGACUCGGGCAACUUCAUAACUGACGAUGGCACGAUUAUUCAAAAAGAUGAUGAAGGCAAGCCAAUUGGGCCAGACGGACAAAUUCUUGCUACAGACUCUACAGGAAAUUAUAUCUACCCAGUAACAGGAAAAGAUGGAGAACUACUUCCUACAGAUGAAAAUAAUCGACCAAUUUAUCCGAUUGUUGGAGCUGAUGGCACACCAUUGCCGACCGAUGCCUCUGGAGCUUAUAUUGGACCAGAUGGUGAACCAAUUUCCACAGAUUCAAGCGGAAAGCCAGUUAACAAAGAUAAUGUUCCUCUACCUACUGACUCACAAGGAAAUUAUGUUUCAGUGCCAGAAGGCGAAGAUGGAGUCGCGAAACAACUACCAACCGAUGAGUCUGGAAAUGUUAUUCAUCCAAUCACAAAACCAGACGGAACUCCUUUGGCUACUGAUGACUCUGGUAACUUCAUAACUGACGAUGGCUCGAUUAUUCAAAAAGAUGAUGAAGGCAAGCCAAUUGGGCCAGACGGACAAAUUCUUGCCACCGAUAAUUCUGGAAAUUACAUCUAUCCAGUAACAGGAAAAGAUGGAGAACCACUUCCUACAGAUGAAAAUAAUCGACCAAUUUAUCCGAUUAUUGGAGCUGAUGGCACACCAUUGCCGACCGAUGCCUCUGGAGCUUACAUUGAUUCAAACGGAAAUCCAAUUUCUACAGAUUCAAGUGGAAAGCCAGUUAACAAAGAUAAUGUUCCUCUACCUACUGACUCACAAGGAAAUUAUGUUUCAGUACCAGAAGGCGAAGAUGGAGUCGCGAAACAACUACCAACUGAUGAGUCUGGAAAUGUUAUUCAUCCAAUCACAAAACCAGACGGAACUCCUUUGGCUACUGAUGACUCGGGCAACUUCAUAACUGACGAUGGCACGAUUAUUCAAAAAGACGAUGAAGGCAAGCCAAUUGGGCCAGACGGACAAAUUCUUGCUACCGAUAAUUCUGGAAAUUACAUCUACCCAGUAACAGGAAAAGAUGGAGAACCACUUCCUACAGAUGAAAAUAAUCGACCAAUUUAUCCGAUUGUUGGAGCUGAUGGCACACCAUUGCCGACCGAUGCCUCUGGAGCUUAUAUUGGGCCAGAUGGUGAACCAAUUUCCACAGAUUCAAGCGGAAAGCCAGUUAACAAAGAUAAUGUUCCUCUACCUACUGACUCACAAGGAAAUUAUGUUUCAGUGCCAGAAGGCGAAGAUGGAGUCGCGAAACAACUACCAACCGAUGAGUCUGGAAAUGUUAUUCAUCCAAUCACAAAACCAGACGGAACUCCUUUGGCUACUGAUGACUCGGGCAACUUCAUAACUGACGAUGGCACGAUUAUUCAAAAAGAUGAUGAAGGCAAGCCAAUUGGGCCAGACGGACAAAUUCUUGCUACAGACUCUACAGGAAAUUAUAUCUACCCAGUAACAGGAAAAGAUGGAGAACCACUUCCUACAGAUGAAAAUAAUCGACCAAUUUAUCCGAUUGUUGGAGCUGAUGGCACACCAUUGCCGACCGAUGCCUCUGGAGCUUAUAUUGAUUCAAACGGAAAUCCAAUUUCUACAGAUUCAAGCGGAAAGCCAGUUAACAAAGAUAAUGUUCCUCUACCUACUGACUCACAAGGAAAUUAUGUUUCAGUGCCAGAAGGCGAAGAUGGAGUCGCGAAACAACUACCAACCGAUGAGUCUGGAAAUGUUAUUCAUCCAAUCACAAAACCAGACGGAACUCCUUUGGCUACUGAUGACUCGGGCAACUUCAUAACUGACGAUGGCACGAUUAUUCAAAAAGAUGAUGAAGGCAAGCCAAUUGGGCCAGACGGACAAAUUCUUGCUACAGACUCUACAGGAAAUUAUAUCUAUCCAGUAACAGGAAAAGAUGGAGAACCACUUCCUACAGAUGAAAAUAAUCGACCAUUUUAUCCGAUUGUUGGAGCUGAUGGCACACCAUUGCCGACCGAUGCCUCUGGAGCUUACAUUGAUUCAAACGGAAAUCCAAUUUCUACAGAUUCAAGUGGAAAGCCAGUUAACAAAGAUAAUGUGCCUCUACCUACUGACUCACAAGGAAAUUAUGUUUCAGUGCCAGAAGGCGAAGAUGGAGUCGCGAAACAACUACCAACCGAUGAGUCCGGAAAUGUUAUUCAUCCAAUCACAAAACCAGACGGAACUCCUUUGGCUACUGAUGACUCUGGUAACUUCAUAACUGACGAUGGCUCGAUUAUUCAAAAAGAUGAUGAAGGCAAGCCAAUUGGGCCAGACGGACAAAUUCUUGCCACCGAUAAUUCUGGAAAUUACAUCUAUCCAGUAACAGGAAAAGAUGGAGAACCACUUCCUACAGAUGAAAAUAAUCGACCAAUUUAUCCGAUUGUUGGAGCUGAUGGCACACCAUUGCCGACCGAUGCCUCUGGAGCUUACAUUGAUUCAAACGGAAAUCCAAUUUCUACAGAUUCAAGCGGAAAGCCAGUUAACAAAGAUAAUGUUCCUCUACCUACUGACUCACAAGGAAAUUAUGUUUCAGUGCCAGAAGGCGAAGAUGGAGUCGCGAAACAACUACCAACCGAUGAGUCUGGAAAUGUUAUUCAUCCAAUCACAAAACCAGACGGAACUCCUUUGGCUACUGAUGACUCGGGCAACUUCAUAACUGACGAUGGCACGAUUAUUCAAAAAGAUGAUGAAGGCAAGCCAAUUGGGCCAGACGGACAAAUUCUUGCUACAGACUCUACAGGAAAUUAUAUCUACCCAGUAACAGGAAAAGAUGGAGAACCACUUCCUACAGAUGAAAAUAAUCGACCAAUUUAUCAGAUUGUUGGAGCUGAUGGCACACCAUUGCCGACCGAUGCCUCUGGAGCUUAUAUUGAUUCAAACAGAAAUCCAAUUUCUACAGAUUCAAGCGGAAAGCCAGUUAACAAAGAUAAUGUUCCUCUACCUACUGACUCACAAGGAAAUUAUGUUUCAGUGCCAGAAGGCGAAGAUGGAGUCGCGAAACAACUACCAACCGAUGAGUCUGGAAAUGUUAUUCAUCCAAUCACAAAACCAGACGGAACUCCUUUGGCUACUGAUGACUCGGGCAACUUCAUAACUGACGAUGGCACGAUUAUUCAAAAAGAUGAUGAAGGCAAGCCAAUUGGGCCAGACGGACAAAUUCUUGCUACAGACUCUACAGGAAAUUAUAUCUAUCCAGUAACAGGAAAAGAUGGAGAACCACUUCCUACAGAUGAAAAUAAUCGACCAUUUUAUCCGAUUGUUGGAGCUGAUGGCACACCAUUGCCGACCGAUGCCUCUGGAGCUUACAUUGAUUCAAACGGAAAUCCAAUUUCUACAGAUUCAAGUGGAAAGCCAGUUAACAAAGAUAAUGUGCCUCUACCUACUGACUCACAAGGAAAUUAUGUUUCAGUGCCAGAAGGCGAAGAUGGAGUCGCGAAACAACUACCAACCGAUGAGUCCGGAAAUGUUAUUCAUCCAAUCACAAAACCAGACGGAACUCCUUUGGCUACUGAUGACUCUGGUAACUUCAUAACUGACGAUGGCUCGAUUAUUCAAAAAGAUGAUGAAGGCAAGCCAAUUGGGCCAGACGGACAAAUUCUUGCCACCGAUAAUUCUGGAAAUUACAUCUAUCCAGUAACAGGAAAAGAUGGAGAACCACUUCCUACAGAUGAAAAUAAUCGACCAAUUUAUCCGAUUGUUGGAGCUGAUGGCACACCAUUGCCGACCGAUGCCUCUGGAGCUUACAUUGAUUCAAACGGAAAUCCAAUUUCUACAGAUUCAAGUGGAAAGCCAGUUAACAAAGAUAAUGUUCCUCUACCUACUGACUCACAAGGAAAUUAUGUUUCAGUGCCAGAAGGCGAAGAUGGAGUCGCGAAACAACUACCAACCGAUGAGUCUGGAAAUGUUAUUCAUCCAAUCACAAAACCAGACGGAACUCCUUUGGCUACUGAUGACUCGGGCAACUUCAUAACUGACGAUGGCACGAUUAUUCAAAAAGACGAUGAAGGCAAGCCAAUUGGGCCAGACGGACAAAUUCUUGCUACCGAUAAUUCUGGAAAUUACAUCUACCCAGUAACAGGAAAAGAUGGAGAACCACUUCCUACAGAUGAAAAUAAUCGACCAAUUUAUCCGAUUGUUGGAGCUGAUGGCACACCAUUGCCGACCGAUGCCUCUGGAGCUUAUAUUGGACCAGAUGGUGAACCAAUUUCCACAGAUUCAAGCGGAAAGCCAGUUAACAAAGAUAAUGUUCCUCUACCUACUGACUCACAAGGAAAUUAUGUUUCAGUGCCAGAAGGCGAAGAUGGAGUCGCGAAACAACUACCAACCGAUGAGUCUGGAAAUGUUAUUCAUCCAAUCACAAAACCAGACGGAACUCCUUUGGCUACUGAUGACUCUGGUAACUUCAUAACUGACGAUGGCACGAUUAUUCAAAAAGAUGAUGAAGGCAAGCCAAUUGGGCCAGACGGACAAAUUCUUGCUACAGACUCUACAGGAAAUUAUAUCUACCCAGUAACAGGAAAAGAUGGAGAACCACUUCCUACAGAUGAAAAUAAUCGACCAAUUUAUCCGAUUGUUGGAGCUGAUGGCACACCAUUGCCGACCGAUGCCUCUGGAGCAUAUAUUGGACCAGAUGGUGAACCAAUUUCCACAGAUUCAAGUGGAAAGCCAGUUAACAAAGAUAAUGUGCCUCUACCUACUGACUCACAAGGAAAUUAUGUUUCAGUGCCAGAAGGCGAAGAUGGAGUCGCGAAACAACUACCAACCGAUGAGUCUGGAAAUGUUAUUCAUCCAAUCACAAAACCAGACGGAACUCCUUUGGCUACUGAUGACUCGGGCAACUUCAUAACUGACGAUGGCACGAUUAUUCAAAAAGACGAUGAAGGCAAGCCAAUUGGGCCAGACGGACAAAUUCUUGCUACCGAUAAUUCUGGAAAUUACAUCUACCCAGUAACAGGAAAAGAUGGAGAACCACUUCCUACAGAUGAAAAUAAUCGACCAAUUUAUCCGAUUGUUGGAGCUGAUGGCACACCAUUGCCGACCGAUGCCUCUGGAGCUUAUAUUGGACCAGAUGGUGAACCAAUUUCCACAGAUUCAAGCGGAAAGCCAGUUAACAAAGAUAAUGUUCCUCUACCUACUGACUCACAAGGAAAUUAUGUUUCAGUGCCAGAAGGCGAAGAUGGAGUCGCGAAACAACUACCAACCGAUGAGUCUGGAAAUGUUAUUCAUCCAAUCACAAAACCAGACGGAACUCCUUUGGCUACUGAUGACUCUGGUAACUUCAUAACUGACGAUGGCACGAUUAUUCAAAAAGAUGAUGAAGGCAAGCCAAUUGGGCCAGACGGACAAAUUCUUGCUACAGACUCUACAGGAAAUUAUAUCUACCCAGUAACAGGAAAAGAUGGAGAACCACUUCCUACAGAUGAAAAUAAUCGACCAAUUUAUCCGAUUGUUGGAGCUGAUGGCACACCAUUGCCGACCGAUGCCUCUGGAGCAUAUAUUGGACCAGAUGGUGAACCAAUUUCCACAGAUUCAAGUGGAAAGCCAGUUAACAAAGAUAAUGUGCCUCUACCUACUGACUCACAAGGAAAUUAUGUUUCAGUGCCAGAAGGCGAAGAUGGAGUCGCGAAACAACUACCAACCGAUGAGUCUGGAAAUGUUAUUCAUCCAAUCACAAAACCAGACGGAACUCCUUUGGCUACUGAUGACUCGGGCAACUUCAUAACUGACGAUGGCACGAUUAUUCAAAAAGAUGAUGAAGGCAAGCCAAUUGGGCCAGACGGACAAAUUCUUGCUACAGACUCUACAGGAAAUUAUAUCUACCCAGUAACAGGAAAAGAUGGAGAACCACUUCCUACAGAUGAAAAUAAUCGACCAAUUUAUCCGAUUGUUGGAGCUGAUGGCACACCAUUGCCGACCGAUGCCUCUGGAGCUUACAUUGAUUCAAACGGAAAUCCAAUUUCUACAGAUUCAAGCGGAAAGCCAGUUAACAAAGAUAAUGUUCCUCUACCUACUGACUCACAAGGAAAUUAUGUUUCAGUGCCAGAAGGCGAAGAUGGAGUCGCGAAACAACUACCAACCGAUGAGUCUGGAAAUGUUAUUCAUCCAAUCACAAAACCAGACGGAACUCCUUUGGCUACUGAUGACUCGGGCAACUUCAUAACUGACGAUGGCACGAUUAUUCAAAAAGACGAUGAAGGCAAGCCAAUUGGGCCAGACGGACAAAUUCUUGCUACAGACUCUACAGGAAAUUAUAUCUACCCAGUAACAGGAAAAGAUGGAGAACCACUUCCUACAGAUGAAAAUAAUCGACCAAUUUAUCCGAUUGUUGGAGCUGAUGGCACACCAUUGCCGACCGAUGCCUCUGGAGCUUAUAUUGGACCAGAUGGUGAACCAAUUUCCACAGAUUCAAGCGGAAAGCCAGUUAACAAAGAUAAUGUUCCUCUACCUACUGACUCACAAGGAAAUUAUGUUUCAGUGCCAGAAGGCGAAGAUGGAGUCGCGAAACAACUACCAACCGAUGAGUCUGGAAAUGUUAUUCAUCCAAUCACAAAACCAGACGGAACUCCUUUGGCUACUGAUGACUCGGGCAACUUCAUAACUGACGAUGGCACGAUUAUUCAAAAAGAUGAUGAAGGCAAGCCAAUUGGGCCAGACGGACAAAUUCUUGCUACCGAUAAUUCUGGAAAUUACAUCUACCCAGUAACAGGAAAAGAUGGAGAACCACUUCCGACAGAUGAAAAUAAUCGACCAAUUUAUCCGAUUGUUGGAGCUGAUGGCACACCAUUGCCGACCGAUGCCUCUGGAGCUUACAUUGAUUCAAACGGAAAUCCAAUUUCUACAGAUUCAAGUGGAAAGCCAGUUAACAAAGAUAAUGUUCCUCUACCUACUGACUCACAAGGAAAUUAUGUUUCAGUGCCAGAAGGCGAAGAUGGAGUCGCGAAACAACUACCAACCGAUGAGUCUGGAAAUGUUAUUCAUCCAAUCACAAAACCAGACGGAACUCCUUUGGCUACUGAUGACUCUGGUAACUUCAUAACUGACGAUGGCUCGAUUAUUCAAAAAGAUGAUGAAGGCAAGCCAAUUGGGCCAGACGGACAAAUUCUUGCUACAGACUCUACAGGAAAUUACAUCUAUCCAGUUUUCGGUCCAAAUGGGCAACCUCUGCCAACAGAUAAAAAUAAUUUACCUAUUUAUAGUGUGAUAGGAAAACAAGGAGACGUUCUUCCUACUGAUGAACGUGGUAGAUCUAUUGAUAACGACGGAAGCUUAAUUCCAACAGAUGAGACUGGAAAACCGAUAGAUCAGUAUGGAAUUGUGUUACCUACGGAUGCAGCGAGACGACUUUACACAAUAGUUCCAACAAGAAAACCAUCGAAACAUUGCUUCGUUACAUCUCACAUCGAUUUGUUAUUGGUUAUUGAUUCUUCAAACAAUAUCAAAAUCCUGGAUUAUCGGGUUAUGAAAGAAUUGAUCAAAAAUUUCCUCACAGAUCAUUUCAACUUGAAGAAACAUCAGGUAAUUACUACAAAAAUAAUCAGUUUAAAUGAUUUCAAUUGAAGUCUUUGGUGAAGCGGCUUCACUGAAGCCUAAUGUUGAACUUGAUUUAAAAAUUUCUAUCGACCCCUGGGAAAUUUUUACGCGGUUUUGUAAAACGUAAAAUUCCCAGGUCUGUUCUUAUUCAAAUAAUUUCAUCCAUGAUCAAAAUAUUAUGUUUCAGGUUCGUGUUGGCUUAGUGAAAUAUGGAGAUGGUGCUGAAAUCCCCAUCUCUUUGGGUGAUUAUAAUAAUGAAGAUGAACUAGUGAUGCGUAUAAGUGAAUCUCGAAGAUUGAAAGGAAGAUCACAAUUGGGCUCUGGUUUGAGAGAAUCAUUAGAUGAGCUCACCAUAUCUGGUGUUGAAAGUGUUCCUCAAGUUGUGAUAAUUUUCAAAAAUGGACCUGCCGUGUAAGUACAUUUACAUAUUUUCUCUUGCAAACUCGUUGGUUUUUCAGCGAUGAUUAUGAGUCAUGGUCAAAAUCAUUGCGAUCAGAGCGUAAUGUUACAAUUUUCGUUGUCGAUGCUGGAGACGAGAGCAGUCAAGUUCAAGAUAACACUAUCACCGAAAAAGAUAAUAUCGUUGUUAUCCCACAAUGGCGAGGAUCCGAUUCCGAAAUUUUAGGACCGAUUGCUGACAGAAUAUGCCAGGUUUUCAAUUUUUACACAGAUUUUUAAAAACAUAAGUUAUUUAGAUCAUUCCGAAUGUUGCAACAACUCAAACAUGGCCUACUCCUAGAACAAGAGUGACAACUCCGAGUGGGAUGGGAAAGAAAUGUUCAUCGGUGGACUACGAGGCUGAUGUUAUUUUUGUAUUGGACUCAUCCGAAAACUUUGGAACAGACGAAUUCAAUGAAAUGAAGGAGGCUGUUGCCGGAAUCGUGGAUAGUGGAUUCGAUCUUUCCCCAGAUAUUGCUCGUAUAGGAUUCGUGAUUUACAGGUACUAUUUGUUUUGCUUGACCUCUUUCCUUCCACCAAUUUAAAAUUUAGUACAUGUUUUGCACAUUUUUUAUUUAACUUGAAAAAAAAACGUCGGAAACUUUUUGAGAAUUUUUAAUGAGUGGACUUGUAACGGUUUUAUCAAAACACGUCAGGCAAAAUUCAUUUCCCCCAAAAUAUGCAUUUCUAUUUAGCGACAAAGUGGCAGUUCCUGUUGCGUUAGGACACUAUGAUGACAAAAUAGAGUUAAUGGAAAAAAUUGUGGAGGCUGAAAAAAUUAAUGAUGGAAUCGCAAUUGCUCUUUACGGAUUACAAGCAGCUCGUCAACAGUUCCAGGUAUGUAGAUACCACCAGAAAUAAAAUACAGGAGUACAUUUACAGCUUCAUGGACGUGAAAAUGCGACGAAAAUAGUUGUAGUGAUUACAAACGGUAAAAACAGAGGAAAUGCUGCAGCUGCAGCUGAAGAUUUGAGAGAUAUGUAUGAUGUGAAACUAUUUGCGAUAGCUGUUGGUUCGAACUCAGAUGAGUUGUCUACUCUCAAACGUUUAGUUGGUAAGUUAUUGAACUAAUGAACUGUAAUAUAACAACAUCAACGUUAUUUAGGAAUCAGUAAUAGUGAGAAUGUUAUCGAGGUGAAAUCAGCGAACGAGGUAGAUGAUAAUGCUUCCAGCAUCAUGAAAACCUUGUGUGGAUUAACAGCACCAAAUCAAAGAUUUGUUGAAGCAGCAUAUCAUCUUACAACCAAAAGAGAUGUUGCUAAAGGGUAUGUCAAUAAAAAUAUUCUCAGCAUAUAGAAGAUAUUUGAUUCAGAUAUACAACAGCUCCUAUGUUGAGAACAACUAGAGCUGUUUCGGGAGGCUUAUGUAACGACGGCAUUCAUAGACCAUAUCACUUUAAUAUUCUUAUUGAUGUUACUUCGAGAUCUUCUGAAGAGGUUUGAUUCCAGAGUAAUAAUAUAGCAUAAUUGUUUUUUUUAGGAAUUCCGUAAAGUUUUGAACCAUAUUAACAAUUUCUUUGUUGAUCGACUCAGAGAUGAAAUUCACAUGAUAACGUGAGAAAAUUUAAAACUUUUUGACGUAUUCAGAAAAAAACGCUUGUCUUACAGUAUAAACAUCGUCACAGUGAACAGUGAAAAAGUGAGAGAAGCUUUCAAUGGAGUACAAGUUGAUCAACUUUCCGAAAUUUUGAACGGUAUCCAGCAACAAAAGUGAGUAAAGUUUUUCCCUGUAGAAAAUUUCAAAAAACAACUUUCGUUUUUUUUCAGGGAUGAUACCGUAUCUCCAAAGCUUGGUGCUGGAAUAGACUCUUUAGUUGGUAUUUCUAAUGAAAACUAUAUAAGUGGCGCUGUGAAACUCAUGAUAAUCGUAAGCAGUGAUGGAACAACGAGUGACGAAGCAAUACCAUCUGCCGAAUAUGCAAACGGCGACUUCGAGCACAACAUAAUCACAAUUUCGAUCAGAAAGCCAGCAACGGAACUUUUGUCGCAAAUAUCUGGACUUCCAACUAGGUUUGUUGAAUGUCUCUUGACCAUAUUAAAUGUUUAUUUUUUCAGAGUUAUUCAUCUCGAUGAAUGGUCGGCGCCCAAUGAGCUCUUCGAUAGUUGGAUUACGUAUAUUACUUGUGAUUAUGCUACUGCGAGCACAACGAAAAAAUCGACUACAGUAAAAAUGACAACUUCUCGACCAUACGGUACUAAUUGAAAUUAAAUAAAAAAAUUUUAAGUCAUUUUUUUUUCAGAUCGAGAAGCUUCGAAAGAAGAUGCAACAAAUAUUGAAAUUGUACCACUAUCGCCUAAUUCGGUGUCAGUUUCUUGGACAUGUUGCACCAAUAAUAAAUCGGUAUGAAAGUAACAAUUUUUUCAAAGCAGACAAUAUUCUUUCAGAACUACACCAUAAUGUAUACACCUGACGUUAGUAUUCCUAAAGAAAAUUGGCAAACCAAAGAAGUGACGUGUCGCGACAGUUUUGGAUAUCAUGUUGAGGUAAUGACAAGGUUUAGGGAGUCAAAAAUUCCAGGGCAAAGUUUUUCAAAGCCCCAAAAUUUUCAAAAACACUAUCAAAAAAAUAAAUUUCUGCAGGAACUUCCAACCGACCACACCUAUACAUUCUGUGUUAUGACAUCUGAACGUAGCAAAAAUACAACUGCUCUGGAAAUUGACAAUAACUGUGGAUCAGUUUCACUCAAUACAGGUAUGAAUAGAAUCAAUGAUUCACUUGCACUAUCAAAAAAUUUCAGAAACCAAAGCUCCUGAGAACUAUGCGAAACCAACAACAUCGAGCUGUAAUUGUCAGUGCUCACAAGGAAAAGCAGUUCUUAGAGCAACUUGUGAUAUGGUUAUCGAUACCAAUAGACCAAUUGCUACAUUACCACCAGCUACUGUUGAAGAAUGUCCUUGCCAAGUAAAAUCACAUGGUGGAAGAUGUCCAAAAGGUUACAUUUCUAAAGACGGGCAAUGCUUCGGUAUGUUUUAAGUUGAACCAAUUUUUGCUAACAUUAAUUUAAUUCAGACAUUGACGAGUGUGGAACAAACAACGGAAGAUGUUCUGAUGGAUGCGUCAACACACCAGGAUCAUAUUACUGUGCUUGUCCACAUGGAAUGAUGAGAGAUCCGCUCGAUCCUUUCAACUGUGUGAACUCCGCAAAUUCGUAAGUCCAACAAUCCACUUGACAUCUAAUGAAAAGGUUCAGGUUCGACAAAAUUGCGCAACUCCUGGCAACAUAUUUAGAGGCAAACACAAAAAAGAACAAUGCAGAAGUCACAUCUACAAAGAAUGGUGAUCGAAUCAAUUACAAGGUUUGUCAUUUCUACUUGGUCGAAUCUGAUCUUGGUUCCAAUCAAGAAACAAUAUAAUAAACCACUUUACCUCUUUUCAGGCAACAAUCAAAUCACAAGAUGACAAAACAAUAACCUUUGAAUGGUCACACGUGCCUGAAGUGGUACGACGUGCUUUGAAAUGGUUAUUCUAA
Messenger RNA from Caenorhabditis angaria, 54930 nucleotides. Lineage: Eukaryota; Metazoa; Nematoda; Chromadorea; Rhabditida; Rhabditidae. The record is from the annotation of a GenBank genome assembly.